This is a messenger RNA of Mirounga angustirostris (Northern elephant seal), 48821 nucleotides long. RefSeq names its product kalirin RhoGEF kinase (gene KALRN). Gene Ontology annotation, cellular component: plasma membrane; cytoplasm; postsynaptic density. Lineage: Eukaryota; Metazoa; Chordata; Mammalia; Carnivora; Phocidae. The coding region runs from base 445 to 5442 and encodes 1665 amino acids. Gene Ontology annotation, molecular function: protein kinase activity; guanyl-nucleotide exchange factor activity; protein binding. The transcript is spliced from 34 exons. The record is from RefSeq and is a predicted model, not a curated record. Gene Ontology annotation, biological process: axon guidance; protein phosphorylation; intracellular signal transduction.
GAGGGUGGGAGGGAGGAGGAAAAAUAAAGAGGAGAGCGGAGCAGGGCUGAACAAUAGAGACAGGCAGACGGGCGAGGAGGAGAGCCAGCUGCCGCUGCUGGGGGAGAGCGGGCGCCCAGGCAGCCCGGACCCCGGCCCCGGCCCGGCCCCGGCCAGACAGCAGGCGGCCAGCGCCCGCGGGGAAGGGGUACCAUGGGGGAGCCGGCGGCAGGCGCCCCCAGCCCGCCGCGCGCCUCCGCCUGAGGGAGGCUGGGCGUCCUCUGUCCCAGCCCCGCCGCCCCAGCCGCCCGAGCCGCCCGAGCCGCCCGAGCCGCCCGCCCUCGAAGCCGCGAGUCCGCUCGGUCUGCGGCCGCUGCGCCCCGCGCCCUCCGCCCAGCGGGCGCCCAGCAGCCCUCGGCCCCGGGCUCGGCCGGCCCCGGCUGCCCGCGGACGCCUCCCUCAGUCAUGAACCCCCCGGAGGGGGCAGCGGAGGAAGGAGGAGCCGCCGACUCGGACGUGGACGCCUUUUUCCGGACAGGGUCUUUUCGGAAUGAUGGUUUGAAAGCUUCUGAUGUCCUUCCCAUCCUAAAGGAAAAAGUGGCCUUCGUGUCUGGGGGCCGUGAUAAGCGAGGCGGACCCAUCCUGACUUUUCCAGCUCGGAGCAAUCAUGACAGAAUAAGACAGGAAGACCUGCGGAAACUCGUGACCUAUUUGGCCAGUGUGCCAAGUGAGGACGUGUGCAAACGUGGCUUCACCGUCAUCAUCGACAUGCGGGGCUCCAAGUGGGACCUCAUCAAGCCCCUCCUCAAGACGCUGCAGGAAGCCUUUCCAGCCGAGAUCCAUGUGGCCCUCAUCAUCAAACCCGACAACUUCUGGCAGAAGCAGAAGACCAACUUUGGCAGCUCCAAAUUCAUCUUCGAGACAAGCAUGGUGUCCGUGGAGGGCCUCACGAAGCUGGUGGACCCCUCCCAGCUGACCGAGGAGUUCGAUGGCUCCCUGGACUACAACCACGAGGAGUGGAUCGAGCUGCGGCUCUCCCUGGAGGAGUUCUUCAACAGUGCUGUGCACCUGCUGUCCCGCCUCGAGGACCUGCAGGAGAUGCUGGCCCGGAAGGAGUUCCCUGUGGACGUGGAAGGCUCCCGGCGGCUCAUCGACGAGCACACACAGCUCAAGAAGAAGGUGCUGAAGGCCCCCGUGGAGGAGCUGGACCGGGAGGGGCAGCGGCUGCUGCAGUGUAUCCGCUGCAGCGACGGGUUCUCGGGGCGCAACUGCAUCCCGGGCAGCGCCGACUUCCAGAGCCUGGUGCCCAAGAUCACCAGCCUCCUGGACAAGCUGCACUCCACCCGGCAGCAUCUGCACCAGAUGUGGCACGUGCGCAAGCUCAAGCUGGACCAGUGCUUCCAGCUGCGGCUUUUCGAGCAGGAUGCCGAGAAGAUGUUUGACUGGAUAAGCCACAACAAGGAGUUAUUCCUCCAGAGCCACACGGAGAUUGGCGUGAGCUACCAGCAUGCCCUAGACCUCCAGACGCAGCACAAUCACUUCGCCAUGAACUCCAUGAAUGCCUAUGUCAACAUCAACCGCAUCAUGUCCGUGGCUUCCCGCCUCUCCGAGGCCGGUCAUUAUGCCUCGCAGCAAAUCAAGCAGAUUUCCACACAGCUGGACCAGGAGUGGAAGAGCUUCGCGGCUGCCCUGGAUGAACGCAGCACCAUCCUGGCCAUGUCUGCGGUGUUCCACCAGAAGGCUGAGCAGUUCCUGUCGGGAGUGGAUGCCUGGUGCAAGAUGUGCAGCGAGGGGGGCCUGCCCUCCGAGAUGCAGGACCUGGAGCUGGCCAUCCACCACCACCAGUCCUUGUAUGAGCAGGUGACGCAGGCCUACACAGAGGUCAGCCAGGAUGGCAAAGCACUGCUGGAUGUGCUGCAGCGGCCCCUGAGCCCUGGGAACGCGGAGUCCCUCACGGCCACGGCCAACUACUCCAAGGCGGUGCACCAGGUGCUGGAUGUGGUGCACGAGGUGCUGCACCACCAGCGGCGGCUCGAGAGCAUCUGGCAGCACCGCAAGGUGCGGCUCCACCAGCGGCUGCAGCUCUGUGUCUUCCAGCAGGACGUGCAGCAGGUGUUGGACUGGAUUGAAAACCAUGGUGAGGCCUUUCUCAGCAAACACACCGGGGUUGGGAAGUCGCUGCAUCGAGCCCGGGCCCUGCAGAAGAGGCACGAUGACUUUGAAGAGGUGGCUCAGAAUACCUACACCAAUGCGGACAAGCUCCUAGAAGCUGCAGAGCAGCUGGCUCAGACCGGGGAAUGUGACCCCGAGGAGAUCUACAAGGCAGCACGACACCUGGAGGUACGCAUCCAGGACUUUGUGCGCAGGGUGGAACAGCGGAAGCUUCUCCUGGACAUGUCUGUCUCCUUCCACACACACACCAAAGAGCUGUGGACAUGGAUGGAAGACCUUCAGAAGGAGAUGCUGGAGGAUGUUUGUGCGGACUCAGUGGAUGCGGUCCAGGAACUGAUCAAGCAGUUCCAGCAGCAGCAGACCGCCACUCUGGAUGCCACGCUCAAUGUCAUCAAGGAAGGCGAAGACCUUAUCCAGCAGCUCAGGUCAGCGCCUCCCUCCCUGGGGGAGCCCAGCGAGGCCAGGGACUCGGCUGUGUCCAACAACAAGACACCCCACAGCAGCUCCAUCAGCCACAUCGAGUCAGUCCUGCAGCAGCUGGACGAUGCCCAGGUGCAGAUGGAGGAGCUGUUCCACGAGCGGAAGAUCAAGCUGGACAUCUUCCUGCAGCUGCGCAUCUUCGAGCAGUAUACCAUUGAGGUGACGGCAGAGCUGGACGCCUGGAAUGAGGACUUGCUCCGGCAGAUGAAUGACUUCAACACGGAGGAUCUGACCCUGGCCGAGCAGCGGCUGCAGCGCCACACGGAACGGAAGCUAGCCAUGAACAACAUGACGUUCGAGGUCAUCCAGCAGGGCCAGGAUCUGCACCAGUACAUCAUGGAGGUCCAGGCCUCAGGAAUUGAGUUAAUCUGUGAGAAAGACAUUGAUCUGGCAGCCCAGGUACAAGAGCUACUAGAGUUUCUCCAUGAGAAGCAACACGAAUUGGAGCUCAACGCAGAGCAGACCCAUAAGCGGCUGGAGCAGUGCCUCCAACUGCGGCACCUACAGGCCGAGGUCAAACAGGUCCUGGGAUGGAUCCGCAAUGGGGAGUCAAUGCUCAACGCCAGCCUCGUCAAUGCCAGCUCUUUGUCUGAAGCAGAACAGCUACAGCGGGAACACGAGCAGUUCCAACUGGCAAUCGAGUCCCUCUUUCAUGCCACUUCCUUGCAGAAGACGCACCAGAGUGCCCUGCAGGUACAGCAGAAAGCUGAGGCACUGCUCCAGGCCGGCCACUAUGACGCCGACGCCAUCCGGGAAUGUGCCGAGAAGGUGGCCCUCCACUGGCAGCAGCUCAUGCUGAAGAUGGAAGACCGGCUAAAACUAGUCAAUGCCUCUGUGGCAUUUUAUAAAACUUCUGAACAGGUCUGUAGUGUCCUGGAGAGUUUAGAGCAAGAAUACCGGAGAGACGAGGACUGGUGUGGCGGACGAGAUAAACUGGGGCCAGCAGCCGAGAUCGACCAUGUCAUCCCACUCAUCAGCAAACAUUUGGAACAAAAGGAGGCCUUUCUUAAGGCCUGUACCCUGGCACGGCGGAACGCGGAGGUGUUCCUCAAGUACAUCCACAGGAACAACGUUAGCAUGCCCAGUGCCGCCGGCCACACCCGGGGACCUGAGCAGCAGGUGAAAGCCAUCCUGAGCGAGCUCUUACAGAGGGAGAACCGCGUCCUGCACUUCUGGACCUUGAAGAAGCGGCGGUUAGACCAGUGCCAGCAAUAUGUGGUGUUUGAGCGCAGCGCGAAGCAGGCGCUGGACUGGAUCCAAGAAACAGGUGAAUAUUACCUGUCAACACAUACCUCCACUGGAGAGACCACAGAGGAGACUCAGGAACUGCUGAAGGAAUAUGGGGAAUUCAGGGUGCCUGCCAAGCAAACAAAGGAGAAGGUGAAGCUUCUGAUUCAACUGGCCGAUAGCUUUGUGGAAAAAGGCCACAUUCAUGCCACGGAGAUCAGAAAAUGGGUGACCACGGUGGACAAGCAUUACAGAGACUUCUCCUUGAGGAUGGGAAAGUACCGGUACUCCCUGGAAAAAGCGCUAGGCGUCAACACAGAGGACAAUAAGGACCUGGAGCUGGACAUCAUCCCAGCAAGCCUUUCAGAUCGUGAGGUCAAGCUACGGGACGCCAACCACGAAGUCAAUGAAGAGAAGCGGAAGUCAGCCCGGAAGAAAGAAUUCAUUAUGGCUGAAUUGCUGCAGACGGAGAAGGCUUAUGUAAGGGACUUACAUGAGUGCUUAGAGACAUACCUGUGGGAAAUGACCAGCGGCGUGGAGGAGAUCCCCCCUGGGAUCCUUAAUAAAGAGCACAUCAUCUUUGGCAACAUCCAGGAGAUCUACGAUUUUCAUAACAACAUCUUCCUCAAAGAGUUGGAGAAGUAUGAGCAGCUGCCUGAAGAUGUGGGACACUGCUUUGUUACCUGGGCAGACAAAUUUCAGAUGUACGUCACCUACUGUAAAAACAAGCCUGAUUCCAAUCAGCUGAUCCUGGAGCAUGCAGGCACCUUCUUUGAUGAAAUACAGCAGCGGCACGGUCUGGCCAACUCCAUCUCUUCCUACCUAAUCAAACCCGUCCAGAGGAUCACCAAGUACCAACUGCUCCUGAAGGAACUUUUAACUUGCUGUGAAGAAGGGAAGGGGGAGCUCAAGGAUGGCCUGGAGGUGAUGCUCAGUGUCCCAAAGAAAGCCAAUGAUGCCAUGCAUGUCAGCAUGCUGGAAGGGUUCGACGAGAACCUGGAUGUGCAGGGAGAGCUGAUUCUCCAGGAUGCCUUCCAAGUGUGGGACCCAAAGUCGCUGAUCCGGAAGGGGCGGGAGCGGCACCUGUUCCUCUUUGAGAUCUCCUUGGUUUUUAGCAAGGAGAUCAAAGACUCUUCAGGACACACGAAAUAUGUUUACAAGAACAAGCUACUGACCUCAGAGCUGGGUGUGACCGAGCACGUAGAAGGUGAUCCCUGCAAAUUCGCCUUGUGGUCUGGGCGCACCCCCUCCUCAGACAAUAAAACAGUGCUGAAAGCCUCCAACAUAGAAACCAAGCAAGAGUGGAUCAAGAACAUUCGAGAGGUGAUUCAAGAAAGGAUCAUUCACCUGAAAGGAGCUUUAAAGGAGCCAAUUCAGCUCCCCAAAACACCAGCCAAACAGAGGAACAAUAGUAAGAGGGAUGGAGUGGAGGAUGUUGACAGCCAAGGGGAUGGGAGCAGCCAGCCAGACACCAUCUCCAUCGCCUCCAGGACCUCUCAGAAUACAGUGGACAGUGACAAGGAUGGCAACCUUGCUCCUCGGUGGCACCUGGGACCUGGAGAUCCUUUCUCCACUUACGUUUAGCGCGCAGCCUGGGACUUGUCCCUGCAGCUCACCGGGUUAGCCGUGCCGCCGUUGGGACCUCCCACCUGGACUCCCAUCACCCACCUCUCUUGAGACUGCUCUGGCAGGGCUGGUGUGGGGUACAGCCUUUGCUCAGAGAGCAACAUGUUCCAAGCAAAAUCUGCCCACCUGGGCCAUGGGCUUGCCCCUCGGGCUCCCUGCUUCUCUACUGGGUGCGAUUCGAGGUUGCUGAGCUUCCCUCCAAAGUUGAAAAUGGUGGGACAGUAGGGACCUGUGAGAGGCCCCAUGACCCAAGCUACUUCCCGUGGCUCCCAAUCCAAACACCAGGCACCCCAGGCCCUCACUGCCCUUGGGGUCUGCAGUGUGAGUGGGCACAUUCAUCAGAGGGACAUACUUAUCUCUGGAGUUUUUCUCCAGAUUGAAUAUCUCUGUUGUCAGUGGCCCCCAAUCUAGAAAACCCAUUGCUCUAAUCUAGCCUACCUCCCCCACAUCCUGAGAAAGAGGGAGGAGGAACAAGGGAUAGUUUCUGGUAGAGAAGAGGAUGGUUAACUCUAGCUGUUCCCAAACAUUGGCCCAACCACAUCCCCAACAAAUGUUCUAUCUGCGUCAGCCUGCCCAGGUUUUGUCAGAAUUUUCCAGCUCCUCUAACCUCACUCACCCCUGAGGUCUCUGGUUCAAAGACCACCCUCCUAGCUUUCGUGUGCUUCGAGAUUACCCUGUUGGUGGUGGGUGGGAAGUGGGAAAAGAAAUAAAGGAAACAAACUGGCUCCAUGUUGGUUAACUGUUGAGACUAGAAGGUCGGGGACGUGGCCAUUCAUUAUACCAUUCUCUCCACUUUUGUAUGUGUUUGCAAUUUUUCAUAAUAAAAAGUUAAAAGUUUAAAAAGUCCUCCAGCUUCCAAGACACUCAAGAGAGCCCCAACCCCUAACAGAGUUUCUGGAAACCCCACACCAAGUCAAGAGGCAAAGAUGAUUCCAUUACAUAUAUAUAUAUAUGUAUAUAUAUACACUCAUUUUCUAAUUUUUUAAGGCCCACUGCUUUAUUUUCAGUAGACUAAACCUUAUUUCUAAAAGGUCCCGAUGUUGGGCUCACUUCCCCCAGCUGGGUUAUGGGGGAGGACUGGGUAAAGGGGUCCUUAAGAUCCUGAAAGUUUACAUUUCCAUGUACCUCACAGUCUUGUGAGGAUGGGACUUGUUCAGUGUUCUGAACUUUGUGGAGGAAACACGCUCUCAAUUCACAGUGUCAUUCCCUGGAAUUGCACCUGGCUCAGGAAAGGACUGUCUUUGUACUUGAAUUUAAAUCCAAUGGAGAACCUUAACAUGGGCAUUUGCAUGACUGAGAAUUGCUGCUGUCUUUUUUCCGUAUGUCACUUUCUUGAAUGUGUUCUAAUAAAAUGAUUCUAAAGCAGGCUGUGAUAUACAGUGAUUUAUAAAUACUUUCUGUUGAGCGCUGAGGCCCUUAAUUUCCUACCAAGAAUCCACCCCAUUCCACUUUCUGGAAAGAUCUGUCUAGCUGGGGACAGACGCAGGAGCGCACGUAUGGCAUGCCGUGAUGGCGGCACGUCUGCAAUUGCGGUCAUUAAUAAGAAUCAUGUCAACCACAGGAAUUUUGUGUUCUGGUUGCCUAGCAGCAGAAUUUGUUUUCCAGAAUAAAGAUGGCCAUAUGUAGUGGCAGAGUGCAGGGGUGAAGCGGGGGCGGCGAGUGGAGGAGGCAGGGCAGGAGCAGGAGUAUAAUUCACUCUACCAGGGAGGGAACAAGGUGGAAGGAGAGACAAAGGCAGCUGAAAAGAGAGACAAGCAAGGUUCAGUCAUGUUCUGUUCAGUGAUAACUCUCAGUACAUUCAAAAGAUAAUGAGUUGUUAAAUUUUAUUUACAAAAUUGCACCUUUUGCUCUCAUGACAUAGAAAGUUAGAAAUCUCAAAAUCUCAUUAAGCAAACUGGAAGGAAAAGAAGAAAAUACAGAUCUCCAAAGGUAGAUACUUUGAGAAACACUUUUUAUCUCAAUCUUUACCCCCCUCAGCCAGACAGGCCAGGGCACUGCCAUGAGCUGACAACCAACUGAGGCUGGUUCUCUAUUGAAGGAAGCAUUGUUAGAAACCUCCUAUCAGGCCAGGAGGGCAGAACCAGACAAGGAGGCCUCUGUUUGCUGAGCACCUUUCUCAUACAGGUGAUGGGAAGGCUCCUGAUAUACAUCAUCCCCUCUAAUCUUCACAGCCAUCCUGAGAGGCAGACAGUUCUGUUUUCAUUUUUCAGAUAAAGAGGCUAAAGCUAUGGGAAGUAAAUAACUUGUACAAAGUCAUAAAGCUGAAAGAUAGCAGAUCUGUGAUUCAAAUUUAGGUCUGUGAUCUCCAGGUCCAUGCUUUUGCAAACCACAGGGCUGAUGCUCCAGUGCCCAGCUUGGGCUCUCUCCUCUGCACUGCUAUGGUCUUCACCUUAAUGAAUUGGGCACCUUCUGUAUGCCCUGGGAGUGGGGGGGUGGGCAGAGCCAGUGUCCUGCUCUUCCUUGUGUGAUUGGAGGUCUCUUCCCAGUCCAGGUCUUUGUAGCCCACAUCCAUGUCCCUGUGACAUACUUGUGCAGAGCACAGGCUGAUGAGGCUGAGAUCACCAUCUGGCUUUCAUAGGGAUUGGCUCACUUAGCAAAUACCUGGUGCCUACAAGUGCUGAGCAUAUGAACUAGGUGGGCAAAUAUAGACUCACCCUGUUCUCAUGGAGUUUGCCAGUAGAGUAUACCUACAUUAAUCAAGUAACACAUGAAUAGAUUUACAAUAACAACUGCUGAAAGGGGCCUUGAAGAUCACUGAGAUCAACAAAUGAAAUGAGACCCAGAAAUGCUAAGCAGUUUGCCCAAGACCACACAGCAAGUUAGGGGCAGAGGACUAGAACUCCUGGUUUUCAUUCUUAGACUGCUGUUUUCCCUGCCAUGUCACCCUCUAGUCUGUCACACACCCAUAGACUGCCCCUAGCCCCAAACAGCCAGAUAAACAUGUUGAUCAAUCAGUAUACUCUCCCCGUGCCUAGGAAAAACCAGAUAGCACAUUUUGUAAUGAUAAACAGUAUCGUGAACCAAAUCCCCAAGGCUGACAUAUACCCAAGCCUUGUUCGUAGACUUUUUUUCAGAGCCCAAAGCAGGAACAGAGAGGCAAGGCUCGCAUGCCAUAGCAACUGCCUAAUAAGGAUGUUUGCAGGUGUUUCAGUGUUUUGGUCUGACCCCAAUAUUUUCACAUCUCCCAGGUUCAGCAGCUAUUCAUUCACCCAUUAAUUCAACAAAUAUUUACUGAGUGCCCUCUAGUACUGCUAGGCAUAGUUCUCAGAGCUGGGGGCACAACACUGAACAAAAUGGACUGUCCUUAUAGAGCAUAGCUAUAUUCUAGCCCAGGGAGACAGUCAAUAAACAAAAUAGAAAGCAAGUAAUACAGCAUAUUAGAAGGUGAUAAGUGCUACAAAGAAAAGUAAAUCAGGAAAGGGGGUAGGGAGUCUCCAAGGUGGGGAUGAAUUGUUAGGGUGGUUGGGAAAGGGACCUACCUGAAAAAAUGAUGUUCCAGAUCAUCAUUUUACACACGUACACACACACACUCACACACACACACAGCUAUGCAGUGUGAUGUGAAGAGUCCUGUAACCCUUCCCCUGCCUCCCUCAGAAAAGUAAAAGUUUGUCAUUGGCAUGUCCCAGAGCACGAUUCCUAGCUUGCUUUUUUUCUCCUUUGGCCAUACUAGGGGUCCUUAAAUCUGAGUGUUUAUCAGACUCAUCUGGAGGACUUGUUAAAACAGAUUGCUGGGCCCCACUCCCAGAGUUUGUGAAUCAGUACAUGGGGGUAGAUCCAAGAAUUUGCAUUUCUAACAAACUCCCAAGAAGUGCUGAUGCUACACACCCAGGGACCACACCUUGAGAGCCACCAGGUUAAUCUAUUAUAGCUGCAAGGUCCCUGUUAAAAUGAAACUAUUACCCAAAAAAGGAUGCGUCCGUUCACUAGGGUGCAUGGAUGUUAUCGAAGUAGCUAUCCUUGAAGAGCAGGGCCCUCAAGAAAGGGGACUACUUUUCAUUGGGGAAAGUUUCAGAAACCACAGCCCAAGACCCUAAGCAUUGAGGAGUUAGGGCAAGGGACAGUUCCUUAAAAAGUGGCAACAACAAUAUUUCAUUGCCUAUCAGUGCUUUGCAUUUUCUUAGCAUUUAAUACAUUUACAAGUCCUUUAGCCCACUGUUCUCUUUUGGCACAGUUAGCUUGUUAGGUCAUUAUUACAUUUAUGGAUAAGAAAAUUGAGACACAAAGAGAUUAUAUGGCCUCCCUUGGGCAUCAAGGAACCCCAGUGGCCUUAUACCUCAUCCAGUGUUCUUUCUCCUUUAACACUCUUCAUAACGCUAGCUACAGCUUUCUCCUGGGGCCUCCACCUCUGGGUCAUUGAAAUCCAGGACAUAGAGUCACUCUUUGCCUUUUGCUCUGUUUAAAAUCCCACUUGCUGCAAGUAGAUUAUCCACAUGGGCGAUUAACUGUGGCAAAUACUAAGCCCUGCGAGAGUUUCCUCUGCCAUAAACACAUCUCUUCUCUUCUACUACCAGAUAUUAUACAGAGAAAAUGCUAACUCAUUUAAUAUUAGCCUAAGCUAGAACUAAUCAUUAUGAAAGCAAACCUGCUGGGGGAAAAGCACACAUCAUACUUCCAAAGGCAAAUAGAAAUGGCAUUUUGAUUGUAUGUACCAUUGCUUCCAUUCCAUUAGCAGAGAUAAUUGAAAGUUUUCUGUAUCACUAAAGCACACAGCAGAAUGAGAGUGGGUUUUGUUAAAUCUGAUGGCUGGUGAAUCACAUUCUUAGGUAUUUAAAUAUAAAAAAAAAUCAUGGGCAUGGGGCAUGAAAGAUAAAAAUUCUCCCUUCCAGUACAUGUUCUUCUGGUUAUUUUCUCCAGUCCUGCACUGAUUCCUCACAGUGAGAGAGUGAGCUGUCCCACUGAAUCUCACAGACAGUGCUCCAUGGGUUACAAGGAGGUGUCUCUCUUCAGCUUCCAUACUGUUUUUGACCAUGCAGGAGCCCAAGGUUUAAAAAAUUUUAUUUCUAAAACUGCCCUCAUCUGUCUCUCAAUCCAUUGAUAUUCUGACAUCUUCCUUCAGUUACUGCCAUUGGGACCACUCAUCUAUUCUAUAAGCAUUUAUUAAGCACUUACUAUGUACCAGACUCUGUAAGCACCACUGAGCAGGCUACAAAACUGAGUUAGAAAUAAUCCUAUCCUCAAAGAACAUGGCAUAUAAUAGAAUCACUCUGUAAAUUAUAUAAAAUAAUUAACAUUCGUGUAUAUUCUAGAUGCAGAUUAUAAACCAUGUGAGCUUCUCCCAUUUCAUUCUCUACUCACUGUAUACUCAGUUAAAGCCAACUGAUGAGUUAUUUUAGCUUCAACAUAAAAUAGGCAUCAUUGGCAAAGAAGAUGUACCUGGGAAGGAGAAGAGUGGGGUAUGGAAUGAGCACUGCUCCCUCUUCUGAGCACACGUGGAGAUAUGCAUAAGCAGCCCAAGAACAUGGUAACGGGCAGCAGUAUAAGAUCUAAACUCUGCUGUCGAUUUCCACUAGUGGACUGUCACAAAUUGAAUAUAUGAGGGUCAUAAAGCUUGCAUGAUUAGGAAUUCCAUAUCGAUGCAAGAUCCAGUGUGGAGGUGUUUUUUCUGAGUUUUAGACUCCAAAGUAUGCUAUAAAAAUGACUAUUCCUUAAAAAAAAGUUCAUGCCCACUGUGACACACGUUCAUGCCCACUGUGACACACAGACUGAGCAUGUAAGAAAAUAGGUGGGUUUGCGGGGGAUAGGGUGGGAGGCAGAGGAUUCAAUUAGUUGAGUCAGAGAGAAUCUGUGAGACAGAGAUGCAGACCAUAAUCAGACAAUGUGUGUGUAUGCGCAUGUGUGUGUGCAUAUGUAUAUACAAAUAUAUAUGCAUAGAAAGGUGUUGGAAGCCAGUAAAGAGGAUUUUGUGAGGAUGUGAGCCCUUUAAAUAAAUUCUAAAUUCAUAAUCCAAAAAGGAAGACAAGUUUAGAAAACCAGAAGUGCAGCGAAAGAGAAGGAUAAGAUUGUAGUUCUGCUGACCAAGUAACUCCAGGAAUACCACUAACACACCUUCUCCCUAUAUAUUGGGCCACUUGAAUGUGCCGCACCUUUCACUCCCUCAGCACCUUCAAGUAGCUGCUCAGGCUCUGCUCCCAUUCUGCUUUAGGUUGGUCUUUGUGAAUAGUGGAAUCCCAAGAGAGAGGGGGUUCAGGGCAGAUAGGCUGCUGGAUCUCAGAUCUGUCUUAUGAACUUCUGUCAGCUCUGCAAGCAUCUCCUGGCCCUAGAGGGCAUUUUCACACCCCAGGUGCUAUAUCCAGUCUUAACAGCGACCAUCCAGGGUGCUAGUGGCCUGAUAAUGGAGCCAGGCCGACUGUGGGUGGGUGUGGUCAUGGAUAGUGAUAGCCACAGGGAGAAUUUAGAGGAUUCAGAAAUAGGAGUGAUGGGGGGAAGGGGGUGUCUCUAUGUAUCUGCCUUUGAGUUUCUGGGAUGGUGGAAUAAGGAGUGUCAUUCAAUUUGUAAGGAUGUCCAGGGAUUCUGUUGCCUUCAGUGGUGACCUUUUAACCAGCCUUACACCCAAGCAUAGCCUGGAGUUUUUAGAUUUGUCCGUGCCGAGUUUUACUGAGUUGUUGUUAUGGCACCCAUCAGGGUAAAAGGAAGUACCAGGGUGGGAGCGGGGACUGAAAUACAGGUGAUGUAAAAGCAGGAUUUAGAUUUCAUUGGUGUGGCACUCUUACUCAGAGAGUGACCCAGAACUGUGGCACUCCAAGUAUUGCUCUGGUGUUGCAUGGAUUCAUGAGGACCUUGCAUGGGUAUCUUGGCCCUGGGAAGAGCAAGUCACUAAUAAAACUGAUUUACACAGUUCGGUUCCUCCAAGGCCAGCUGGAAGCUAGUGAUGGAAAUAGGAGGCUUUGUACUUUCCAGACUCUUCCUACAUUCUCAUUUGAUGUUGAAGAUUCUACAUGUUGCUUUAUUUUUUGGUGUUUCUGGGACUGUCCAGCCAACAAAUUUGUUGGAGAGCCAUAGAUGUAGACCUCCAAGCCAAGCCACCACAAAUAAUGUAAGUACUCUCUGUCCACUCUGCAAGGCCACAUGGGCAGGCUUAGAGAUGGAAUAGGUCAUUAAAGAGGGAGGCCCUUUGCAGGGCACAACUGAUUGGUUAGCGUUACAGAAUAUAAGUGGUGACAUUCCAGCUUCAUGGCACAGUGCAAGAUUGCUGAUAGGGCCAGACAGGCGCAUGGCCUUCUAGGAGAGGCCAUGAACCAGCAUUCCUAGCUUCUGAGGAAUGAAUGAUGCAGAAAUUAAAGUGAGAAGGUAAUUAGCCCAAUGAGUCUGAUGGUGUUAUAAAGAUGAUUGCUUAGACCAUCCCACAGGCCUAUUUCCUGUUAUUAUGGCCUCAAAAUUGGUUAUAGUACUCAGAAAUCUGGCUGUCUUCUCCUGGAUUAAACGCCUUAUAAAAGAAUGAAUAUGUGAGCAGAGGUGGAGGACGUAGAGGAUUGAGUUGGGAUAGUAUCAAUAGUUACAUUGGACAUACUGGUUGCUUUGGCAAAUGUUUGACAUGGAGGAGGGGUGUCAAGGAUUAUGCCUAAAGUAAUGUGAUGAUUCUGGAGGGUCCCCUUAACUAUCAGAGACUAUGGAAAAGGCUAAUACAUCCAAGGGUCAAUGAGGGGGUCAUUCAUCAAAAAAACAAGAAAAUGGAUAUUGUCAAUAAUUAGUGACUCUCAAUAAAUACUUAGAUAUCCAUCACAUCAUUUAUUCAUUCAACAAUAUUUACUGAAUACCUACUAUGCCAAGCACUAUUUUAGACAACGACAACAACAAAACAGAGAAGAAUUCCUACCAUCAUGGAGCUGACAUUCUGGUGGGAAUACAGACAAAUAAAUAAGUAAAAUAUAUAAAGUGCCAGGUGAUGAUACAUGUCAUACAGAAAAAUACAGCAGCUUCAGAGGGAUGUAAGAAGUGCAGGGCAUGAGGGAAGAAGUGAGGGGAGGAUCUGAGUUCUGGUGACUGACAUAAACAGGGAUAUAAAGUAUAAUGAAAUUAGUCCAGAUGCUCCCAAGUCACAUAGUGGUGACGAGGCUGUGAGUGUUGGAGCAGGGGGUGGUGUUGAGGGUUCUAGUAGGAAUAUACACGAGGUUUUAGAAAUCUCUCUCCAUUACUUCCUAGUCAAACAUGACAUGGUGAGGAGUGGUCUUACCUAGGAACAGAUAGCCGCUCUCAGGUAAGGUGGCCUCUUCCCCAGCCUUCAUGCCUCCAUUGGAGCCAAGAGGAUGUCCAAGAGUGUGCCCUAGAAGUCAAGUGGGACCCCAGACUACUCCCCCAGUCUCCACCAGUCCAGGGGAGCCUUUCUGAUGUGGUAUUGGGCUUGGUUAGGGAACCUGGAUUCCAUUCAGACUGUUAAGGACCUCACCUGUAGUAUGACCGAACAUACUUUGAAGUUCUUAUAGUGAGAUCCUUGAAAAUAAAUCCAUGUAUGGUCUAAAUAUAAAAUGCAUCUAGGAACCAAGAUUUCACGGACAACAGUACACAUAAGUAUCUGGAAACUCAAAGGGGCAUUGCAGAUUCUGAGAUGUGUGGUACCGUAUUUUUGUCCUUAAUAGAUUCAAAAUAUGAAUUCCCUUUUGUUACCUCCCCCAAUUCCCAGUAGACUGCAGGGCCCCACAAGUCUAGCUUGAUAAAGGUUUAGCAGCAGCAGGAAGAAUAGUUUCUAACCAUGCCUGUUUAGGGACAAACCCCAGUCACCAGUACAAAGACAGAGAGAGUCCUGGCUCUCUCUAUCACAAACAGCACGGGGCCCCAGGAGAUCCAGUGAAGAGGCCUAGGAAUUCAUGCUAGAGUCUUGGGAUAGGAAUCUGUUUCUUGGGCUCAAGUAAUGGAUAUGUUCAACCUCGAUCUGAGUCUCUGACAGCAGGAAGAUGGCUCAGUUCCAGUUGUGGUGUAAAUGUAGCUUCUCCAUUUCCUCUCCCCAAACCCCACUGAGGACUCAUUAAACAUAGGCAGCAGACUUGGGGGUGAAGGAGAAGCUGGUUCUUUCCUCCCAGCUAUGAGUUUGCCCUCAAGAGACAAGUUUUGAAGUUGAAGCCAAAUAAGAGGGGAGCUCAGAGUACUAGCAUGAAUAUGCGAACGUGCACACACGUUCAUCAUGUGAUAGCUCCUAUCGAAUGCAAAGCCUUAUCUAGAGAGAUACACUGUACGACCAAGUCCAGAGAGUUGUCUGCCAGAGCUAUUUAUAAAAUUAGUCUCAAAUGGCAUUGGUUAGGCCCUCUGGAAAAGGACUGUGUGGAACAAGUUCACUGUAGCUCAGCUCUUGGUCCAGGAGCCAACUGGUGGCAAAUAAAAUGGCAAACAAAAUCACAUUCUCCAUGUGGCUAUGAGAAAUCAAAUGUGGCAUUUGGUUAUUUUCUACUUUCCCGGAGCAACAUGUGUUGCAUGUGUUGCGGGGGGCUUCUAACCAUACCUGGUAUGGAUCAACUGCUUUUUGGCCUAUUUUGAUGAAAAUGUAGUUGUGAACUAAAAUUAAAAGUAAAAAAAGAUGCAAAGACGUUUGAACUUCCAUGUAGAUGUAGGUCAUUAGCUGAACAAAGAAUCAGUGCAGUUCGAUAGGUUCCAUGUCGAAUCAUACUGGUAAUUGGAUUUGUCAUUGCUACAGGGUAAGUUCUGUGAGGGCAAGUACUCUUACCUGCUUUCUCACUGUUGUAUCUCUACUGCCUAUAUGAGUGCCAGACACAGAGUAAGCACUGCAAGUACAAUUGCAUAAUGGAGAGCAUUAGUGUGCAGAAAUACAGAGAGAAAUAUUCUACAUCUGUAAUCCACCCAGACUGGUAGGCAAAUACUUGCAUUGCACCACCAGGGAGUAGGAAGGAGUUCUACAGCAUAAUGUCAUACUUGGCAUAAACAAGGAGCAUGCUGCUUGAGUUCCAUCCAGACAAUGCAAGAGUAGAAGGUUUGGUGCAUGAUCGUAUAGACAAAGUUAAAAUCUAGGUUUGAAGGCCAGGAUUGGUAGAGAAAGCAAUAGAAAAUUUAGCAAAGAAACUGCAAGGUCAUAAUCAAAGGAACAAAGGGAAACCCAGGUGCACAGCCAGGUGUGGGAAACUUCCAUGAGGUUGGUCGCUGACAAUUCAUAUGAUUCUGAUAAAUGCCAACUCCUUUCUCAACAGUUUUUAAUUGCAUUACCCACCCAUGAGUUUUUAGAUGUAUCACUUGACUUUUGGAGCUCUAUAGAGCAUUUUUAGUUAAGAAUGGCAAAUGGGAUGAUUAAAAAAGGAAAAACACCAAGAGCCAGGAGCAAUUGAGGAGACUAAACCCAACAGAACACAUGUCCAAGAAAAAUGAAACAGUUGCUCUGAGAAGUCAAUGUGAAAAAUGUCAGUAAAAAUGGCAGUAGAGAUACAACAGUGAGAAAGCAGGUAAGAGUACUUGCCCUCACAGAACUUACCCUGUAGCAAUGACAAAUCCAAUUACCAGUAUGAUUCGACAUGGAACCUAUUGAACUACACUGAUUCUUUGUUCAGCUAAUGACCUACAUCUACAUGGAAGUUCAGUUCUUCACUGAGUUGGUCACCAAUGAGGACUAAAGUUCUAAAAAUAGGGCUGAAGGGUUCUUGAUAAAGUUCUAAAAAUAGGGUUCUCCUCUCUGCUCUGCCCCACCCCCCAUGCCCAUGACUCUUAUUAAGCAUUCCUAAAACUCCAGGAAAUGAAAAUGUGAGAAUUGAUGCAUCUGUUGUGAGUCAGCCCAAGAGAUGGUCAACAGUGGGAUGUGAUGCCAAUUCCCUCAUCAAGUGAAGUCGGCCUUCAGCUUGAUUUUAUUGAUUUUUAAGACUGUUUCAAAAGUACACACAAGGAGUAUAAAAUGUGGUCCUUAACUAGAAUAAUUAUAUAGUGCAAUUGUGUCAGAAAAUACAAAUACUCAACAAAAUUCACACUGUGUAUGAUGAAUACCUAUUGCAUUAGCCUGAGGGAUCCAAAAACUAGAAGGAUCUGUCCUCCCUCUAUAUCCUUAUUCAACACCAAGAAUGAGUCAUAGCAUAUAAUGGCAGUAAUCUUCAGGUUGUUUUAAAAAGCUAAUAAUAGAACUAAUAAUAAUCAUCAUGGUAGUAGUAGUAACAACAAUAAUAAAAGCCAGUAGGUCUGCACAAAUUGCAUUCAAUUUGUGUAUGUCCAUAUUUGUCUCAGAAUGGCCCCAUUGCAACUCUCUCUGUUCCUUAACUUUAUCUUUCCUACCAUUCUCUCAGUGUUCCUGGAGUCCUACCAAUAUCCAUUGCUAAGACAGUACCAUUUCUUGCUAACACUGUAUGUUCAGAAUGGGGUGGCAAGGGGGUCUGUCAUCAUAGAGGAAUUGGGCUCUGGCUGAUAGGCCAGCUUCUAAAGUUGCCAAUUACCAUCCCAGACAGAAAGAGAAUUCUUAAGGAUCUUAACCCACAACUAAAUGAUCCAGGGUGGAAAUGACUCAGCAUCAAUGGCCAGAAUUAGUCAUGUGGCCCUGCAAAACCAUCAGGAGCCAGGAAAAACAGCUGAGCUAUAUGUCCAGAAGGCAGAGGGCUAAAAAUAUUUGGAGAACAUCAGAAUGACUACAUUAUCAGUUAACAUCAAGUCAUAUUUGCAAAUAAUUUACAUUUUGGCUCUUAACUCAAUAUUUAGAUUUUGGCUCUAACUCAGAGUCUCAAAUUUUGGGUCUGCUCAGCAGAUGGGUGUGUGUAUGAGAGUGAGAGAGAGAGAGAAUUUCAAAUGUAUGCAGUCCUACCUUGAAGAUACUGCAGGUUUUCCAGACCACUGCAAAAUAAAGCAAAUAUGGCAAGAAAGCGAGUCAGAUGAACUUUUUUGUUUCCCAGUGCAUAUAAAAGUUGCGUUGACACUAUCCUGUAGUCUAUUAAGUGUGCGAAAGCAUUAUUUCUUAAAAACAUUGUAUAUAUCUUAGUUUAAAAAUACUUUAUUGUUAAAAAAUGGUAGCCAUAAUCAGAACUUUCAGCAAGCUGUAAUCUUUUUGCUGGUGAAGGGUCUCGCCUCGAUGUUGAUCAGGGUGGUGGUUGCUGAAGGUUGGGAGGCUGUGGCAAUUCUUAAAACAACAGUGAGGUAUGUGCACUGAUUAAGUCUUCCGUUCACAAACAAUUUCUCUGUAGCAUGCGACAUUGUUUGAUAGCAUUUUAUCCACAGUAGAGCUUCUUUCAAAAUGGGAGUCAAUCCUCUCAAACCCUGCCACUGCUUUAUCAGCUAAGCCUAGGUACUAUUCUGAAUCCUUUGCUGUCAUUUCAACAAUCUUCACAACAUCUUGAAGUAGUUUCCACCUCAAGAAACCGGCUUCUUUGCUCAUCCAUAAAAGCAACUCUUCAUCUCUUAAAAUUUUAUCAUGAGAUUGCAGCAGUUCAGUCCCAUCAUCAGGCUGUACUUCUAAUUCUAGUUCUCCUGUUAUUUCCACCACAUCUGCAGUUACUUCCUCCCCUGGAGUCUUGCACUUCACAAGUGCAAGAACCAACUUCUUCCAAACUCCUGUUAAUGUUGCUAUUUUGACCUCUUUCCAUGAGUCACAAAUGUUCUUAAUGGCAGCUAGAACGGUGAAUCCUUUCCAGAAGGUUUUCAGUGUACUUUGCCCAGAUCCAUCAGAGGAAUCACUAUCUACGGCAGUUAGAGUCUUACAAAAUGUAUUUCUUAAAUAAUAAGACUUGAAAGUUGAAAUUACUUCUUGAUUCAUGGGCUGCAGAAUGGAUGUUGUGUUAGCCGGUAUGAAAACAACAUUAAUCUUGUCCAUCUCCAUCAGAGCUCUUGGGUGACCAGGUGCAUUGUCAAUGAGCAGUAAUAUUUUGAAAGGAAUCUUUUUCUCUGAGUGUAUGUCUCAACAGGGGGAUUAAAAUUUUUGGUAAAUCAUGUUGUAAACAGAUGUGCUGUCAUCCAGGCUUUGUUGUUCCAUUCAUAGAGCACAGGCAGAGUAGAUUUAGCAUAAUUCUUAAGGGCCCUGGGAUUUUCAGAAUGGGAAAUGAGCACUGGCUUCAACUUCAAGUUACCAGCUGCAUUAGCCCCUAACAGGAGAGGCGGCCUGUCCUUUGAAGCUUUCAAGCCAGGCACUGACUUCUCCUCUCUAGCUAUGGCAUCUCUUCCAACAGAAGGUGGUUUUGUCUAUACUGAAAGCCUAUUGUCUAAUGUAGUCACCAUCAUGAAUUACGUAAGCUAGACUCUUGCUGCAGCUUCUCUAUCAGCACCUGCUGCUUCCCCUUGCCCUUUCAUGUUAGAGACAGUUUCUUUCCUUAAACCUCAUGAACCAACCUCUGCUAGCUUUCAGCUUUUCUUCUGCAAUUGCCUCACCUCUCUCAGCCUUCCUGGAAUUGAAGAGAGUUAGGGUCCUACUCCAGAUUAGGCUUUGGCUUAAGGAAAUGUUGUGUCUGGUUUGAUCUUCUAUCCAGACCACUGAAACUUUCUCCAAAUCAGCAAUAAGGCUGUUUUACUUUCUUAUCAUUUUUGUGUUCACCAGAAUAGCACUUUUAAUUUCCUUCAAGAACUCUUCUUUUGCAUUCACAACUUGGCUAACUGUUUGGUGCAAGAGGCCUAGUUUUGGCCUAUCUUGGCUUUUCAACAUGCCUUCUUCAGGAAGCUUAAUUAUUUCUAGCUUUUGAUUUAAAGUAAGAGAUAUACAGACUCUUUCUUUCACUUGAACACUUAGAAGCCUUUGUAGGGUUAUUAGUUGGCCCGACUUCAAUAUUGCUGUGUCUCAGGGAAUAGGGAGGCCCAAGGAGAAGGGGAGAUAUGGGGGGAUAGCCCAUCAACGGAGCAGUCAGAACACACCACAUUUACUAAUUAAGUUUGCUUAAUUUUACAUGGAUACAGUUCAUGGCAAACAAUUACCAUAGUAACAUCAAAGAUUGCUGAUCACAGAUCACCAUAACAAACAUAAUAAUAACGAAAAAGUUUGAAAUACUGUGAGAAUUACCAAAAUGUGACAUAGAAACACAAAGUAAGCAAAUGCUGUUGGAAAAUGGUACCAGUAGACUUGCUCAGUGUAGGGUUUCCACAAACUUUCAAUUUAUAAAAGCACAGUACAUGCAAAGCAGAAUAAAGCAAAGCAUGGUAAAACAAGUAUGCUUGUACAUUGAAAUAAUGUUACUCAUGUAAACUAAUUGUUUGUUGUCUGUUACUGCCACUGCCUAACUUCCACUAGGCUUUGUCCAUGACUAUCAGCCCCUAUAUGUAUUAAUGUUAAUGCAUAGUCAGAGUAUAGAGAUGAGAAGUCUUCUUGUUCUUCUUGAAACUUUUUCCAGACUUAGGGAACAAAUUUUUGAGGGUACAAUGUCCUGAUCAGUCUAGAGGGCCAUGAGCCCUUCUAUAUCUUAGGGCUUGAUUUAUUAUAUUAUAUAUUAGCCUGUAGAGUUCUCUAUUGGCAUCUGGCUUUGGAUUCUACACAGUAGGGUGUUACAAAGGAGGGAUGUGAAUUUAUUGAAUCCCCUAUGGAAGAGUCACUAACUAAUGUUUGAAAGGAUGUUCUACCCAAGUGUAAGGACAUGACAUAUGUGCCACAGUGCUCCUAUUAUAAGUUGUGUUAUAAGAUUGCAUGACUUUAUUCUAGAAAUCUUGUGGUCACCCCAACAUUAAGUAGUUUAUGGUAUCACUGGUAAGCCAGGACAAGCUCUACUAUAAACCACAUCCAAAUUGUCUGCAAACAUGGAGUAUUGGAUACAAGCAGACCUGGGCAAGAAAAUACAGUGCUGCUGUGAGAUGGAAAGAACCCUAGGUUGGAGUCAAGAAGUUUGGUUUGGGUCCUAAUUUUGCUGUUAAGCAGCUAUAUGAGCUUUGAAAAACAUUUUAGCCAAAUCAUCUAUCUUCUGAAAACUUCAGUUUUGUCAUUUGUAAAACUGGAAAAUAAUAGGAAGUUACCUCUAAAUUUCAUUCAUGCUUAAACAUUGUUUUUCUAUUACUGACUUAAUUAUUAACCAGAAGUCCAUGACUUUUAGUUAGAAAAAUCAACAAGCACACAUCCUAAGUAAUGUAGACUUGGGUAAAUGACAGUUAUAGAUAAAGGACAACCUAAUUUUAUAUAUAGUUGUCAUCUGCACUGAUAAAAGAGAUAUAGUACUAUAAAGCAAUAAUGUUUAAAAAAAUGUUUAGUUUUGAAAUAUAGGCAAAGAGGUUGUCAGAAAUUAACAUAUAUGCUCUGUUUUCUUAUUUAUUUAUCAAUUCAUUUCAAAAUACAUUGAUUUUCUACCAUGUAAACAGCUGAGCUAAAUGAGCAGAGAGGGGCGAGGAAAUUGAGGACAUUGGUAAGAGCAUUCCUGAAAUAAUGGAUCAUGAAAACCAAGCUGCAUGAGAAGGAAAGUGAUGAAGGAAGAGUAUUAAUGGAUUGGGAGAAAGUAGAGGUCUCCAUGAACUAGAGGUCCCAAUAGGGUUAAAGAAAAAUCAUAGUAAGAGUAAUUAAAUAAGCACGUUGGAAGGACAAUAAGUUGCAUUCAGGAAGGAAGAUGUGAGACUUCUGCUUCUGACCAAGAUAGAGAAGCAAGGACUAGAUAUACACUCUCUGCCCAAAACAACCAGAAAACCAGGUAAAAUAUAAGAAACAACAAUUUUCAAGACACUGGACAUCAGACAACAAAGAACAGAGUAAUCACUGAGAGAUAGGAAACAAACAGAGUGAGCCCUAUGAAUACCCUAGCUUGCUGCCUUGAGUUUCCAGGUUUAGUGCAGGGUGUCUCUUGAGUUAAAAGAUGGAGCUGAAAGUCCAGUGAGACCAAGGCAGCCAGACUUCAUGGAACAGAAGAAUGGAGAGAAGAAAGCUGCACAGAAAGAGAACUCUGGAGAUCUUCAGAGGGCCCCUCAAGUAUUCAUCAAAGUAUUGAUCAGCAUAUGAGGAAACUUCCCCAGGAUGGGGAAGAAUUACCUGAAAUAGAGUAAAGAGGUACCCAGUGCCCACAAAGGGCCUGGAAUAGUGCCUGUUCCCACCAGCCAGACUAGAACAUCUGAAAUUCACAGGGCAUCAGGUAGAGUACUGAGAAGGGUCUUACCUUCAUACUGAGAAAUAGUAAGCCCUCAACAAACUAGGCUCUGGUUCAGCCUAACAAGUCUUAAAAGGAUCAGUCUGUCAAAGUAACUUACCAGCAUGUCAGGACAAAGCUUAUGAAUAGGUAGGGAUAUAAAAUAGUAGGAAUACAAAAAUAUUGAGCAUCCAGUAAGGUAAAAUCCACAAUGUCUGGCAUCUAAUCCAAAAUUACCAGGCAUGCAAAGAAACAGGAAAAUAUGACCCAUAAUGGGGGGAAGGGGGAUUAAUUGAAACUUAGCCACAAUUGACACAGAUGUUCAAAUUAGCAGAGAUAGACCUAAAAACAGUUAUUAUUUAAAGUAUUCCAUACAUUCAAAUUAAGUAGAGACAUGGAAAACAUAAAGAAAAAUCCAUGUUUGAACUUCUAGGUGAAAACUACAGUGGCUGAGGUGAAAAAUAGCAGGAUGGGAUUAACAGUAGAUUAGACACCGCAGGAGAGAACUUAAGUGUACUUGAAAGCACAAUAAUAGAAACUAUCCAAAAUGAGACACAUGGAAAAAAAUAAUUUUUUAAAAAGAGCAAAGUGUCUCAUGGCUCAGUUGGUUAAAUGUCUGCCUUUAGCUCAGGUCCUGAUCUCAGGGCCCUGGGAUUGAGCUCCACGUUGGGCUCCCUGCUCAGUGGGGAGCCUGUUUCUCCCUCUCAUCCCUGGCUUAUGCUCUCUGUCACUCAAAUAAAUAAACAAAAUCAUUUUUAAAAAAGCAGCAAAGUAUAAGUGAACUGUGGAACAACUAAGCCCCCUAAUAUUCAUGUAAUUGGAGUUUCCCAUAGGGGAAGAGGGACAGAAAAAUAUUUAACAUAAUAAUGGCUGAAAAUUUUUCAAAUUUGACAAAGUCUAUAAACCAUAGAUCCAGGAAUCCCUAUAAACCUCAGGCACAAGAACUAUGAAGAAAACUAUACCAAGAUCUAUCAUAAUCAAAUUGCUCAAAACCAGUGAUAAAAGAGAAAAUCCUGAAAGCAACCAGAGAAAAACAAAUACACUAUAUACAGAGGCACAAGUAUGUGGAUGAGGCAUAUUUCUCAUUGAAAACAAGGCAAGCAAGAAGACAGUGGAGCCCCUGAAUGGAGUACUGAAAGUAAAAAGAAAACUGUCAGCCUAGAAUUCUAUACCCAGUGAAAAUACCUCUCAAAAAUGAAGAUUUUUUUUCUGACAUACAAAAGCUGAGGAAAAAAUUCUUUGCCAGCAGAUCCACACUACAGAGAAUGUUAAGGGGAGACCCUUACAGAGAAGGAAAUGAUACCAAAAGGGAAAUAUGGAUCCACACAAAGAAAUGAAAAGCACUAAAAAUAGCAAAUGCCAGGAUAAAGAAACAAGAUUUAUACAUAAAGCGCAGUAUGAAAGAGACAAAGUGGUAAAAGAAGAAUACUAUAUAUAAAACAGAAACAAGUGACUUUAAGACAAGAAUUCACACAGACGAAGAGAGAAUUACCAAUUUGGAAAACAGAAGUGAAGAAAUCUCUUAGAGCACAGCCAGAUAAAAGAGAUGGGAUGAAAAAUAAUUUCAAUAAGAAUUCUGGGAUAAAGUGAGGAGGACAGCAAGAAAACAUUUUUCAAAUAGAAAAUGACCAAGAAUUUUCCAGAAAUUAGGAAAUAUAGAAACACUGUAGGGAAACCAGGGAAAAUCAAGAAUAAUAACAAAUCUUAACAACAAGAGAGAGAAAGAACCGGUUACCCAAAGGAACAACAAUCAGUUUGAUAGCAGGCUUCUCAUCCACUACAACAGAGACUAAGAAGACACUGUAAGAGCAUCAAUGUUCCAAUAGAAAAUCCUAUGACCUAGAAUUCUAUGCCCAGCAAAAUUACAAUUUAAGAAGGCUCAUAAAGUUCUUGCUUUUUUGCAAAAAGAAAAAUGAACCCAGAAGGGAGGGAUUAAAUGCAAAAAAAUAUUGUAAGUUAAAGAAACAUUAAAACAUUGUGGUAAAUAUAAUUUAAUGUUGAGUGCAAAUAGUAAGAAUAAAAAGAAUACUAACCUCUUGAAACAAAAUGGAGUGAUCUGAGGGAGGGUUAAACAAGCUCAGAUCCUUGUCUGACUUCAAAGCAGGAUAAAAGUAGGAAUUAACUUAGAGUUUGUUAGAAAAAUACACAUUGGUAAGGAUAAUGUUAGGAUUGCCACCAAAAGAAUAGAAAUAGACUAUACACUUUCAAUAGUGGUAGAGGAAAGUAAGGAGAAUACAUUGAUCUUUAUCAGUCUGAGAGAAAAGAAAAUAAAAGAUGCAAAGAGAAUUCAUGGUGAGUAGAAAAUACAAACAAAAAAAGUCAGAAAGAAGCCCAAAUACGUUGUUAAAACAAUAAAUGCAAAUGGAUUUAAUAUAUUGAUUAAAAUACAAAUACUUUCCAAUUUGAUCUUUAAAACAAAAUUCAGGUAUACACUGUGUAAAACAUAAAAAUCUAAAACAGUGAUAUAGAAAAUAAAGUGAUGGAAAAAGAUACACCAGACAAAUAUUCACCAAUAGAAAGCUGGCAUAGAGAUUUUAAAGUCAGAUAAAAUGCAAUCAUUUUAAGCUUUCUUGUCCUUUAAAUUUUUAUGAUGCAUGGUAUGUUUAUUAUUCCAGCAAAGCUAAUACAGAAAUUGCUACCUAGAACUGGGAUGCUGCGAUACCAAAAUUUUUUAAAAGAAAAAGAAGAACAACAACAACAAAAAACAAAAUAUGUGGUAUUGGCUUUGGAAAUGGGCUAAAGAUGGAGUCAAGUAUUAUCGGAGGCCAGAAAAAUGGACACCUACAUUGUGCAGUGUUGAAACAUUUGGAAAACUGUCAUUUGCUGUCAUUUGGAGUACAGCUAAUAUGUAUCUAAUGAAUUUGAAAAUUAAAAUGAAGAGUCUGGGAAGUUUUGUUUAAAGGAAAUAAUUGAAUAUUUGAACAAAAGCAAUAAAAAUGAAAUGUGUGGCUUGUAACAUAUGUAAAGUAAACUGUACAUCAAUAAUAGCAUAAACAUCAGGAAGGGAAAAAUGGAAGUGUAGUAUUAUAAGAUACUUACACUAUCAUGAAGUGGUAUAAUAUCACUUGAAGGUAACUGUGAUAAGUUAAAAAUGGAUCACCACAUCAAAAACUAAUGAUGUAUGGUGACUAACAUAACAUAAAAAAAAAAACUCUCAAAAAAAAUGUAUAGUAUAAAUCCUAACACAAUCACUAAAAUAACAGAACAAAGAGUUAUAACCAGUAAGCUAUCUUAGUCUGCUUGGGCUACCAUAACAAAAUAGCACAGUCCGGGUGGCUUAAACAACACAUUUAUUUUCUCACCGUUCUGGAGGCUAGAAGUCCCUGAUCAAGUUGCUGGCAAAUUUCAUUUCUGAUAAGGUCUCUCUUCCUGACUUGUAGAUGCCUUCACAUGGCCAUUUCUUCUGUGUUUACACAGAGAGAGCUCUCAUGUUCUUUCCACUUCUUAUGAGGACAUGUUCUACUAGAUUAGGGACCCACCGUUAGGACCUCAUCUAACCCUAAUUACCUCCAUAAAGGUCUUAUCUCCAAAUGCAGUCACAUUGGGAUUUGGGGUUUCAACAUACGAAUUUGGGAGGGAUAGAAUUCAGCCCAUAACAUGAGCCAACAAAGGACAUAAAAUGGAAUCAUAAAACAUUCUCAGGUAAUCCAAAAGAAAGGAAAAGGGAACAAAACAGAAAAGAAAAAUAGAAAACAAAUAACAAGAAAAUAGACUCAAACCUUAUCAUAUUCUAAUCAUAGUAAAUUUAAAUUGCCUAAACAUCCCAAUUAAAAGACAAAGCUUGUCAUAGUGGAUUAAAAAAAAAAAAAGAAGACUCAACUAUAUGCUGCCAACAAGAAAUGCACUUUAAAUGUGAAUAUACAAAUAGGACUUUUAAAAAAAUACAACAUUCUAACAUUAUUCCAAAAGAAAUCUUGAAUGGCUACAUUAAUAUCAGCCAAAGUAUAUUUCAGAGCAAAAAAUAUUACCAAGAAUAAAGAUGGAUAUUUCACAAUGAUUGUCAGAAAGACCUAAAAACUCUAAACUCUAACGCAUGUAAUAACAAAACCUCAAAAUACAUGAAGCAAAAACUGAUAGAACUGCAAGAAGAAAUAGACAAAUCAACAAUUACAGUUGUAGAUUUUAUUUCUUUUAUUUAUUUAUUUGAGAGUGAGAGCAAGCAUGAGUGGGGAGGAGGGGCUGAGGGAGAGGAAGAAGUAGACUCCCUGCUGAGCAGGGAGCCCGACACGGGGCUCGAUUCCAGGACCCUGAGAUCCUGACCUGAGCCAAAGGCAGACGCUUAACUACCUGAGCCACCCAGGUGCCCUUUCACAUCCCUCUUUCAAAAUUGCUAGAAUAAAUAGAAAAUAAGUAAGUAUAUGGAAGACUUGAACACAAUCUACCAUCUUGACCUCGUUAACAUUUUUUUUUAAUUUUAUUUAUUUCUUUGAGAGAGAGAGAAUGACAUAGAGAGAGCAUGAGAGGGGGGAGGGUCAAGGGAGAAGCAGACUUCCUGCCGAGCAGGGAGCCCGAUGCGGGACUCGAUCCAGGGACUCCAGGAUCAUGACCUGAGCCAAAGGCAGUCGCUUAACCAACUGAGCCACCCAGGCGCCCAACCUCGUUAACAUUUAUAGAACACUCUACCCAACAAUAGCAGAAUACACAUCCUUUUCAAAUGCUCAUAAAAUAUUUACUGAAAGGGACCAUUUUGUGGGCCAUAAAAUAAGUUCCAAUACAUUUAAAAGGAUUCACGUUGUGCAAAGUAUGUUUUCUGCCACAAUAGAAUUAGAAAUAACUAGCAAAAAGAUCUCUGGAAAUUUUCAAGUAUUUGAGAACUGAAUAAUACACUUCUAAAUAACCCAUGGGUCAAAGUAGAAACCAAAAGGGAAAUUAGUUGAAUUGAAUGAAAAUAAAAAUACAACCUAUCAAAAUGUGUAGAAUGCUGCUGAAGAUAGGAAGAUGUCUAAUGUAGUGUUGUGGAAGUCAGACAGUCAAAAAUGGUGACCGUGAGAUCCAAGAUGUGAACAUGGGAAGGGACUGCCGAAGUGGAGUGAAGGAGGAGCUCAGUGGAGACGAGAAGGUCAACCAAGAGGCCAAGGGGCUGGAGGGGCUUCCCACAGGGAGAUGAUGUCAUUUGAGAUGAUGUCAUUCGAGGUGAUGUCAUUCCAGAUGCUGGCAGAACUUGGGGUGGAUAAAGUCACUCAAGAUGCUGGCAGAACUUGGGGUGGAGAGGGGAACUAUCAGCCUGGAAUCAAAGUCACCAGUAACAAACGGAAGGGUUUCUGGUCCCAGCUCUUUGUCUUUGCCAAUCACUUUGUCUCUCUGAGUCUCUGUUCCUUAUGUGUAAACAAGGGAGCUAUGAAUUUCCCCUCUCUGUUUAGUUUUGUAUUUUAAAUAUAUAUAUUUUUUAAUUUGAAAGAGAGACAGACAGAGAUAGCGACAGAGAGCACAAGCAGGGAGGAGAGGGAGAAGCAGACUCCCCACCGAGCAGAGAGCCCAAUGCAGGGCUCCAUUCCAGGACCCUGAGACGAUGACCUGAGCCGAAGGCAGACUCUUAACCGACUGAGCCACCCAGGCACCCCUAGUUUUAUAUUUUAAAUGUCUUAACAUAUGUAUAUAUUUUAUAAACCUCUCCAGGUACUUUUUUGGGAAAUGACAAGGUAUUAAAUGAUAAGUGAACACAUAAUCUCUUAAGUUCCAUUGAAACCCUGGCAUUCACUGAUCUAUGCCUGUAAACAACAUCAUCUCUAAAAUGGCCCUUGGAGCUAGGCAGCAGUAUCCUCCAGUUACUAUGGACAGUCCAGAGAGGAUUAAACUGUACGAACAAGUAAUCAACUAUAUAUGGACUCUUUAAAGAGUUCUCCUGGAUCUUCACAGCAUCAUGAGGCUGCCUCAACUGUCACAGUUACAGCUAGGCCUGAGAAACAGUCUUCUUGUACCCAGAAUGAAGAGGCCAGGAAACAGGUUCACUGGGUGGAAAACCAGGAUUUAGAGCUCCACACAAUUGAGCAUUCAAGCAGCUGUAGCUACAGACCCCUUCCACUGCCCCCGUAUCCCAUCCCCAUUCACCAUGAUUAUAAGGCUUCUGGAAAAUGAAAUGUAGCAGGAUGCCUGGGUGGCUCAGUCAGUUAAGCGCCUGCCUCUAGCUCAGGUCAUGAUCCCAGGGUCCUGGGAUCGAGUCCUGCAUUGGGCUCCUUGCUUGGCUGGGAGCCUGCUCCUCCCUCUGCCUGCCGCUCCCCCUGCUUGUGCUCGCACUGUCUCUCUCUCUCUCUGACAAAUAAAUAAAUCUAAAAAAAAAAAAAAAAAGAAGGGGGCGCCUGGGUGGCUCAGUCAUUAAGCGUCUGCCUUCGGCUUAGGUCAUGAUCCCAGGUCCUGGGAUUGAGCCCCGCAUCGGGCUCCUUGCUCCUCAGGAAGCCUGCUGCCCCCUCUCCCACUUCCCCUGCUUAUGUUCCCUCUCUCGCUGUGUCUCUCUCUGUCAAAUAAAUAAAUAAAAUCUUAAAAAAAAGAAAGAAGAAGAAGAAAGCUGUCUUGACAAAAAAGGAAAGAAAGAAAAUGAAAUGUAGCUUCUCCUCAUGGAAGGGUUUGAUCUAAUAUAGCAAUUUCCCCAGGAGGAGACAGGGAGAGAACUCAUUGUUCCUUGCCGUGUGUCUUCUGAGGAUCUGCAGUAAUUAGGAAGUCCACAGGACACACUCCUCUAUUCCCUAUCUCUGAAAUUUGCAGAUUUGUUCAAGUAUAUUUAGCUUUCUUUCCAUAUUGUAUCAAAACUGUUGGCCAUGUGCUAAACACAAUAAAAAAAAAAAUAGGUUAUAAGAACUGCCACCUGCCCUUGGAGUGAGGAGUGGAGGUGUUUCAGGUUGAAUGACAGUGCCAGGGGGUUGAAGUAGUCCCAACAGGGAAUUAACUCACAGAUCGAGAAUAGCAGAACCUUAGAUCUAGAAGACUCCUUCAUGAUUUUCAUUUUGUAGAUUAAGAAUCUGAAGCUCAUAAAAGUGAAAAAACUAGGCUUGAAUUCAUAUAACCAGGAGAAGCAGGACUAGUUUUAGGUCUCCUGACUUGCAGUCCACUCAGGCAUAAAGGAAAUACAGGGUCUAUGAGACUGUGGAAUAAUGCUAAUUUAAUAAAGCCAUGCACUUAGAAGGACACAUCUCACUUAUGUGGGUGCCAAGUACAUUGAUGAUGUAGUGAGGAGGCGGUUAAAUUGCAUCUUGGAAACAGUUUUUAGUUAGCUAGGAAAAACUUCAUACAAGAGAAUGGAUGAUGAGGGAGAAAGAAAGCUGAUGUGAGGAAUAGACAGACUCUCUGCAUGUGAUGAAACUUUCAAGAAAGGAUGCACAGUUGUGCUUGGGGCAAGAUUCUUUUAGCUGGAAAAGCCAUGUUAAUUAUAAAAGAAAACGUAUAUUCCUCCAUUAAAUGACACAAAUUUUAAGGAAAUGACUGUGGUUGAAAACUGGGUGAGUGUGUGGAAACCUAGUUCCUAAUUGUUCAGGAGGACUCCCUGGAGGAGAUAAACCUGUGAGGUUAGCAUGGGAGAGGGUUGGUUGGCAGAGCAAAUGAAUAGAAAGUAUUUUUCAUGCAUCCAGCAUGGCCUGAACAAAGAUUUCAGAAGCAGGAACAGAAGAGUUAAAACCAAUAAAGCACAAAAAGGCUCUUGUGGUUGGAACUCGGAAGACUGGACACUAAGGUCAGACAAAUGCAGGCUGGGAAAGGUGCAGGGAGUUAAUACUUACCAUGCAGGGGAGUCUCUGAAGCCUGACGUCUGCAGAGGGCUACAUUCACAUGGGCAGGCGGGGAUUACAGGCAGCAGGACUAAAGUUCAUCAUGGGGAAACACAGAGCAACCAAAGAAGAGACUGAUGGAGAUACCAGACUGCCAUGUUGGGGUUAAAGCAAAGUUGGUUGCUAUUCAUCACUACCAAACAGGUUUAAAAAAUCAAGACUAAUCCUCGAGAAGCUAAUUAUCCCAUCACCCACACAUGUCCUACAAUUUUUGUAGCUCCUACCAGGAAACUGUGUGGGUCUUUUAACAAGUAGGAAAGCAUCCGAAAGAGUCUCCUUAGUAAAUUAAAAAGAGAAAACAAAACCGCACAUGAUUGUACAGUCAAUUAGGCAGGUAGGGGGAUCUUUCUUCUUUUUUUAUGUUUUUCUUUAAUUUUUUAUUGUUGUGUUAAUCACCAUACAUUAACAUCAUUAGUUUUUGAUGUAGUGUUCCAUGAUUCAUUGUUUGUGCAUAACACCCAGUGCUCCAUGCAGAACGUGCCCUCCUCAAUACCCACCACCAGGCUAACCCAUCCUCCCACCCCCCUCCCCUCUAGAACCCUCAGUUUGUUUUUCAGAGUCCAUCGUCUCUCAUGGUUCAUCUCCCCCUCUAAUUUCCCCCCCUUCAUUCUUCCCCUCCUGCUAUCUUCUUUUUUUUUUCCUUAACAUAUAUUGCAUUAUUUGUUUCAGAGGUACAGAUCUGUGAAUCAAUAGUCUUGCACAAUUUACAGUGCUCACCAUAGCACAUACCCUCCCCAGUGUCUAUCACCCCAUCCCUCCCACCCCCCCCCCACUCCAGCAACCCUCAGUUUGUUUCCUGAGAUUAAGAAUUCCUCAUUAUCAGUGAGGUCAUAUGAUACGUGUCUUUCUCUGUUUGACUUAUUUCGCUCAGCGUAAUACCCUCCAGUUCCAUCCACGUCGUUGCAAAGGGCAAGGUCUCAUUCCUUUUGAUGGCUGCAUAAUAUCCCAUUGUAUAUAUAUACCACAUCUUCUUUAUCCAUUCACCUGUCGAUGGACAUCUUGGCUCUUUCCACAGUUUGGCUAUUGUGGACAUUGCUGCUAUAAACAUCGGGGUGCAUGUACCCCUUCGGAUCCCUACAUUUGUAUCUUUGGGGUAAAUACCCAGUAGUGCAAUUGCUGGAUCGUAUGGUAGCUCUAUUUUCAACUUUUUGAGGAACCUCCAUACUGUUUUCCAGAGUGGCUGCACCAGCUUGCAUUCCCACCAACAGUGUAGGAGGGUUCAGGUAGGGGGAUCUUUCAUGUAAAGAUGUUUUUAAGACAGUAAACUUGGAAACACUCUUGUAAGUAUUAAGUUUGUGAACAUUAGAAUACAUAAAAUGAAACAAAUUUGAGAAGAAUGUAUAUUUAUACAGAUACUCUCAUAAAACCUCAGUCAUCAUUGACCACUCUAGGUUGUCCCAUAUUUACUUCUUAUGCUGAUUUACAGCUUGUUUCGUAUCUUCUCUGUUAGAUGAGACUUUCUGGGCUCUGCUUAUGCCAGCAGUCCUUGAGUCUUCUAAGAAUGCUACGGCCUGACCUCUGAAAACUUGCCCCUUCCAUCUGUUCCAAUCUGUUCUGGUCAUUUGGCUUUUGGAACAUCCAUGUUGCAGGCAUCAGGCCUCAGAGCUCAGCUCUCAGAAUUGGUUCUGGGGCGUCCCCUCACUCCCUGUCUUCUUUUGUCAAAGAUAUAUGGUCCUUGGAUGCAAGCUGCUUUUGAAUUUCCUUUCCUUUCCGAUCAGAAUAGAGAAUCGUGGAGAUUAAAAACAUUUCCAAAACUCCCCUUUCUACCUUCAGAAAAUCCUCUCAUCUGUAUCAGUUAGGAUUAGAAGGCUCAGCUACACACAAAAGCUCCAAAUGGCACUGGCUUAAAUAAGAUAGAAGUUUGGGGUUUUUCUCUCACGUAGCAGACACCUGAGGAUAAGUAGUCUAGGACUGGUGGAAAAGACGCACAGCAUCAUCCGUACUCGGGCUCCUUCUAGCUCAUUCCUCCAUUCUUCAUAGGGUGUGCUCUAACUCAUAGUCCAAGAUGGCAGGUGUUGCAGGGGGUGGGCUGGGCAACAGGGAAGAAGAGCCAUCCCCCACACCCCCACACACCUAGGAGACUAGUUGGAAGCUGGCACUCGGGCUUUCAUCCCACUGGCCAGUCUGAUAACAUGGCUACUUUAGCUGCAAGGAGACCUGGAGAAAAUACUCCUUUACUAGGUGGCAAUGUACAGCCCCUCAAAAAAAAUGAGUCUUCAUUACUAAGAAAUCAGGGCAGAAUGGACUUGGGAGGCACCUAGAAUUCUUUGCCAUACUAUCUCGUAUUAUCAGAAAAAUAGUUAGUGGCAAUCCAUCGUAUAUGUCUCUAAUUCCCUCCUCCACAGCUUGUGCUUAUUUUGUACAGAAGAGUAUUAAUGUAUAGCAAAAGUCUCUUUGAGACUCAUAACUCCUCUCUCCCUAUAUUGUAAAGGAGCAUUGCUUUUUUCCCUCUCGAUAUAUAAAAUAUAUUUUAAACAGAUUAAUGUUUAAAGAAAUAUGAGGAAUUUCCUCAAAAUUAAUGAUGACCCAAUGAAAAGUCCAAAAUUAUAAACCAAUAAAAAGCAUUUAAAAUAUCCACUCCACCUAUUUCCCAGAAGUACUUGAGAAUUUAACUAAAACUCUAAGAUGAAGAAUUUCAAAAAUAAACAUAAGAGAGUCCAUAUGGAGGAAAUAGGGGAUGUAGAAGUUUCAAAAAUGUGAGGAAUCAGAGUGUAGCACUAUCUAUUUCAGCAAAUUUAAAUCAACAAUAAUUGAAAAUCCUCUCUAUAUAAACAAUUUUAAAAACAACCCAGGCUGUACUUUUAAGGCACUUUGAACCCUAUGGAAGAUGCAGGAACAUAGAUGAAUAUCCAAAGCAAAAAUGUGCUGUAGUGUGUACAAAUCACACUCCGCUAGAAAGGGAAGGAGGGAAUUAUUUGGAACUGCUUGUGGAUGGGUUCAUCUGAGCUGGGCAUGAAUGUGGGGAAGGAUUUCCAGAAGGUGAGAGGGGUGUGGCUUGGGAGAGAGAGGUAGAACCUCUUCUGGACAGAAAACACCAUACAUAUGAGUCAGGGAGUUGGGAACAUGUUGGGUAUGUUUGGGAAUCAGCAAGUGUCGCUGUGACUUGGAGCAGACGGUCAGUCUGGUAGCAGAUGAGUUGAAGAGAUUGAGGAAUUGGAUCUGAGAGGCCCUAAAUUAGAUGCUCAGUGUCUUGAACCUGGUUCCCUAGGCAAUGGAGGAAUAGGGAGAGAACGAAGCAGAGCAUGCUCACAUUUUAUGACCUCUCUUUCCUCAAAAAGUCAUGAGCAGGGCUCCUUACUGUUGAGAAGUUUGUUCGCUUAUAAAGAAUGUAAAAGGUUUAGAAGAAGAUCAUACGAUGAGGACUCAGAAAAGGAAUGAGCAAGGGGUUGUGAGCCAUCUGAGUCCCCACUACCAUGUUGGAAGUGAAUUCGUCUUCAGGUUUGCUGACAGCAAGAACAAAAUAGCAAACGCGUUAGGUUAAAUGACAUUUGGGGUUUUGACAAGUACAAGUACAGUAUAGUGUGUUUUUCUUAAACUGCAUGGAUUGACAUCGCAAGAUGUGCCUUCUCUCACUUGCCUUCUUUCAGACAGUAGGAUGAUUUUGAGUGACCUUGCUAUAGGAACCAGGGAAUGGCAUUGAACAGUGUGAGAUAGGGACAGAGAGAAGAGUAGCAUUUAUUACUCUUAGUUAAGUAGUCAAGGAGCAGUGGUCACUGGGUAGUAGCUUGUGGUCAAGGAGUUAAGGUACGAGUGUGCAUUGUGGAUAAGCUGGCUGACAUUUAGAAUAAGUUCUUAAAGCAGUGCUGGCUAUUCUGGGAUGCGGGGCACUAAAAGAAGAGAAUAGAAUUUUCCAUCAAGGAACUUAUAGCAAGAGACAUUUUUAAAUGGGAACUAAGAUACUGUGUCUGGAGCAGGAACGAGACAGACUUUUCCCUCAUUUCUUUCAGAAGGGUAUUGUAAUCUCAGAAUGGCAAGGAUAAAUGGGGACAUUUAAGCAGAAUGUCCUUCCAAGUGGCCAUCCAUAGCAGAGCACACGGUGGGGCCCCCAAAGGCCCCAGCGCUCGGUGGCUGCGGCUGAUCACCAACCACACUUGGGCUCAGUCCUCGGCCUUGGCCGCCACGGGACUCAGUGAAGGACAAGCUGUGAAUCAGAACACGAAGGCAGAGCUCAAGGGGGCCUUUAUUUGUAUUUUUUUCACGGACUGGCUUGCUCAAGAUCACCAGCCACGUAGGGGAAGAACCAGUGGCCGCCCAGACUCUUGACUCUUGGCCUAGGGCUCCACCACCAUCUCUACUGGGCUGUCCCAUGGUGUCCUGAGGGUUAAUGGAGUCCACCAUGCAAGUGCCACACUGUGCCAGUCCCAGGGGCUGAGCAUGUCAUUCCCAGAGAAGGGGGGUGGCAGGGAGGGGUCUGUAGCCUGCGGAUGAAGAGGUGCCGAGGGGAGCAGUCAGAUGGGGAUUUCAGGACAUCCUAAAAUGGCUUUAGAGGGUUUUAGGGGGAAAAAAAUCUACUUACCACCAUGUUUCAGGGAUAUUAAAAUGCAGGACAAACCACCCUCCUGCAUUUAGGCUCUCUGGGCCUUCUGGGGGGACUGAUAGAUUUUCUUUCUAAAGUGCAUCGAUCCUCUGAGGGGAAGAGCCCACAGUCAGAGUUCCAAAUCCUUUCCCAACGGAGGGACAAGAGGCUGGAAGCUUUAAAACCCUGAACACUGUUCCAUUAGAAAUGAUGAGCAUGGAGCGCCUGGGUGGCUCAGUUGGUUAAGCAACUGCCUUCGGCUCAGGUCAUGAUCCUGGAGUCCCUGGAUCGAGUCCCGCAUCGGGCUCCCUGCUCGGCAGGGAGUCUGCUUCUCCCUCUGACCCUCCCCCCUCUCAUGUGCUCUCUCUCAUUCUCUCUGUCCCAAAUAAAUAAAUAAAAUCUUAAAAAAAAAAAAAAAAGAAAUGAUGAGCAUGACAAUAGUUAAAUGAAUAACUCGUACACCAGCUCGUCAUGUGUCACUGAGGCCUGGGACCAGAUGCACCCUGCACACCUCCCGCAGGCAGAUGCUGCGGGGCUUAGGGCAAAGCAAAGUUGGAGGGGACUGUAAAUAAUUGGCCUAGAGGUUUUUUUUUUCUUUCUUUCUUUCUUUCUUUUUUUUAUUAUGGUUAUGUUAAUCACCAUACAUUACAUCAUUAGUUUUUGAUGUAAUGUUCCAUGAUUCAUUGUUUGCCUAGAGGUUUAAUAAGGUGCUGAAUAAGGAGCAGGGUGUGGCCACCAGUGUUUUUAUAAGAAAGCCUGAAAGAAAGAAGCCAGAGGAGGCUUACGUUUUCCAGAUUCUUUUAGAAAAAAAGGAAGAGACAAAAAAGGGGCAAGACGUCAAAGUUGUCUAUAUUUCUAUACUUUUGACCUUGAAUUAUCUUAAAUGUAAACAAGAUAAGAGGGCUGCCUGGCUGGCUUGGUCAGUGGAGCAUGCGACUCUUGAUCUCUGGGUCAUGAGUUCAAGCCCCACGUUGGGUGUGGAGCCUACUUUAAAAAAAAAUGAGAUAAGUGGGCGCCUGGGUGGCUCAGUUGGUUAAGUGACUGCCUUCAGCUCAGGUCAUGAUCCUGGAGUCCCUGGAUCGGGUCCCGCAUCGGGCUCCCUGCUUGGCAGGGAGUCUGCUUCUCCCUCUGACCCUCCCCCCUCUCAUGUGCUCUCUCUCUCUCAUUCUCUCUGUCUCAAAUAAAUAAAUAAACAAAUAAAUCUUUAAAAAAAAUGAGGUAAGAAAUGAGUCAUGCAAAAGAGUCCUUUUAUUUUUAGUCACCAUUCAGGCCCUUCUAGAAGAAGAAUAGGCCUAGGGAAGCCAUGUGUCCCGGUUUAGGCAUUAAGCAGUUUAUGGAACUAUUGUGAUUUUAAAGAAUUUGCCCUGUGGCCAGACUGUGUGUUCUGGGUUUUCGUUUGUUUGGGGUUUUCUAGACAUACUGUGGUAAUAUGGUCCUCAUCCGGGUAUGGUGAGUGACUACUUACGCUGCUAGCUGGGCAGAGUAGCUGAGAAUCUUUGAAUCACGCACACUUUCAGAGCGGGAAUGGGCCUUGGUGAUCUUCUAGUCCGUGCUUUUUGUUGGAGAGAUGGAGGAAGUUGCAGUUGCUUAUCCAGGCCACACAGCUACUAAGUGAGAGAGCUGGGAGCCGUAUCCAGCACCCUUCAUUGUUAGUCAGGAACUCCACACGCUGUCUGUCCCCGAGCUGCCAAGGGCCAUUUUCUGGCAGGUCAAGGCUACUCAGAGGGCACCAUUUAACAAAAUGCAGUCUUUUCUGAGGCCCUCACUAGUUUAUGCCCAUCACAAGUGACACUCAGAAGCUCACGAGCCUGUUCUCUAAUCGUAUGCCAGUCAAACCCCACAUACGUCAUAGUUGGUCUUUGUAUUUCUGUGAGCUGAUUAUACCUCUUCUGCAAGGUUUGGAGCAGUUUCUUAAAAACUGGGAAGUGGCUGGUUCAUUCCUAGCCGCAGCUCACCCCGCGAGGGCGUAGGGCUCCCGUCCUGUGUCCCGGUGCCAUGAAACACAGCUUUUGGUGCUGCCGUUGUUUUAUGCUGUUCAGUGGUCGGAAUCCACGAAGGCCUUUGUGUGUGUGUUUUGUUUUAACCCUUGUGACUCUUGGAAUUUUAUAAUCACACAGUUGUGGUUUUUUAUCUUUUGUAUCAGCUGUGUCAUCUCUAGUUAAUUCACUUAGUUGCAGGGUAAGAGCAGUCUUCAGGUAGCUCAAGGAGGAGAAUGGACGAGGUAGACUCUCAUGGCAAGCAAAUCCUAGCGGCCACGGCCGAUCUGGGCCCUGUGGAGCCAGGGCGUGUAGGACGGUCCUGGAUCCGGGCAGUUGGAGGGACCUCGCUUCUGGCUCCGCUUCAGGCCCCUCUCUCCAGGUCCCACACCAUGUAUGCCUUUUCUUCACCGUAUCACCGCCACUUGCUCUGAGCUGCUGUGCCCUCAUCAUCUUGGCUUUGCCUGUGGCCCGUUAGGGCCGGUCUGAUCUCUCUCCCCUCUUCGAAACCUUUACUGCCCUAGGGUAAGUGUAUUGUUCUCUUACUCCUUCCAAGUAAACAUUCUUGAAAGAUGGAAUCUAGGGCGCCUGGGUGGCUCAGUUGGUUAAGCGACUGCCUUCGGCUCAGGUCAUGAUCCUGGAGUCCCGGGAUCGAGUCCCGCAUCGAGUCCCGCAUCGAGUCCCGCAUCGGGCUCCCUGCUCAGCAGGGAGUCUGCUUCUCCCUCUGACCCUCCUCCCUCUCAUGCUCUCUGUCUCUCAUUCUGUCUGUCUCAAAUAAAUAAAUAAAAUCUUUAAAAAAAAAAAAAGAAAGAAAGAAAGAUGGAAUCUAAUUGGCCACACUCAUCUUUUUGCCCCAGGCCAUGUCAUUUGCCGCCCUUAGGGCGGCUUCCCGAGGGCAGACCCCCCAUCUGGUGCAACCACCUGCAGGCGCGGGGUGGAAUGGACUCGUGUGAUAGGAAAUGUAGCUCUGUCAGCCGCCUGGAGGAGCACAGCUUCGUACAGAAGGAGCCGUGGCCCUGCCAGGCCAUGUCCUCAGCCUGCCCAGUGUAGCACUCAGGCCAGCCCUCAGAGAGGCAGCUGACAGUAACGGAAGGUAGAACGUAGCAACUGAGAGUUCGUGGCUCAGUUCUCAGCUCUGGAACUUAAGAACUGUGUGGCUUUGAGCAAAUUACCAAAACUCUCUGAAGCCUCAACCUCCCAGCUGUAGAAUGGAGAUUCGUGAGCUUUUAGUGAAAUACUACUCAUAGAAACACACUGUGGGCUAUGAAGAUCACACCCACAGAAAGCAUAUUACCUCCUCGAGGCCCCUCCUGAGCGCAAAACUGUGCGUGCGACUCUCGUGUCUCCCCUUCUAAGUUGAAUAUCACCUCCCAGGACCCGGCUUGCAUCUGUGGGUUCAGGUAAUGACCGCCUUGCUAUCUGAAUCGGCAGAAAUACCCCCAGAGAGAUCGAGACUGUUACAUUUUACACACAGCUGGCCCAAACUACACUAUUCCUAGAGUGUUUUUGUUUUGUUUGGGGAGCACAGGGUGUGAGAGCCGGUGCCGCUUCGAGUCCUCUGACCCAAACCCACUUUACUAACAGCUGAGGAACUAAGGCUGAGUGAGGUUAACUGACUUGCUGAAGGUCAGUCAUAGAACCAGAACAGAACUCAAUUAUCUAUUGCUGCAGAACAGAGUACCUCAAAGCUUAACGACUUCGCACAACAAGCACUUGUUAUCCAGUAGUUUCCGUGGGUCAGGAAUCCAAGAGUGGCCUAGUUGGGUGGCUCUGGCUCCGAGUGUCCCAGGAGGUUGCAGUCAGGGUAACAGCCACACCUGUAGUCUCUGAAGGUCUGACCGGCGUGGGGUGGAGGGUGAGGGGUGCGGGCAGACCUGCUUCCAAGACCUGGCUGCUUAAGUGUCCUCACGACAUGGUGGCUGGCCUCCCCCACAGCAAGUGAUCCCACAGAGAGCAAGGAGGAAGCUGCAAUGCUUUUUAUAUCCCAGCUUCAGAAGGCACACAUCAUCAUGUCUUCCAGCAUAUUCCACUCAUUGGAAGUGAGCCGCUAAGUCCAGCCCAUGCUCAAGUGGAGGAAACCGAAGGGUGAAGUAUCAAAGGAUUUGUGGACCUGUUUUUGAAACCCCACAGAAGGUUCCUUUGAAUAAAUUAUUUUUUCUGCAAUGAGUUGCCCUAAGAGAUCAUGUUCUUCCCCCAGUUAUUUGAUGAGAGGUGGUUCUCAUUCAGAAGUCAUUAGCGGGAGGGAAAUUAAUUUAUGAGGAUAUUUUCUCAGGAGAGUAUUAAGAAAACCCCAGAUGCAAACAGGAAAGUAAAACAAGGAGGGAAAGCUGCAGGAAAAAGAGCACCAAGGGGGAAAAACAGAAGUAGGGCGUGUUAGAUUCUGACUUCUGUGGACACAGUUCUCUCCCAAUUCAGGAAACACCGUGUGAACAGAGGCUGACUAAAGUGUAUCUAGGGGCUGGAGUUUGAAGACACAGAGCCUCUAGGGGCUCCAAUUCUAGUCGCAGAGCCCCACCCAUAUGUAUAUAAAUAGCCCCUAUGUAAAUACGAAGAAGCUAAUGCUGAUGCUGUAAUAGAGGGAUCUAUGCUGUACAUCGGGAAUGUGUAGGGAAGGAGCACUUCUGGGGUAGUGGGGUUUGGAAAUCCUUGCAGAACCACUAGAUCCGCCCCCCACCCCACCACUACCCACACACCAGACCCCCUCUAUCCUUUCCAUGCUCUGUUUUUCUCUUUCACGCUUACCACUAUCUUUCCAAGGUUCUGCUUACUUUGCCUGUUUCUCUUGUUUACCGCCUGCCUCCCCUACAAGAAUGCAGGCUCCAUGAGGGUAGAAGUGUUUUUCUGGGCUAGUGCUGAACCCCAGCAGUUAACGGAGUACUUGGCACAUAGUAUACUCAACAACUAUUUGCUGAGUGAUUAAGUCAGGUAACUAAUCAGUACAUAAGGAAAGUGAGCUGGACCGUAAAGGAGCAGGGGAAUCUGGCAGGCGGGACCUGGAGGGAGGCUGUUCGUUCCAGGCAGACGGGACAGCUGACCGAAGGCGCUUGGAUGUGCAGAGCUGUCUGUGGCUACAGCCGUGGGCUGUAGGUUGCUGGGGCAGAAGGAAGGCCUGAGAGGCAGGUGUGGCAGAGGAUGCUUGUAAAAAGGUUAAGAUUUUUUUGUGUACCAAAGGGAUGCACUUAAGUUUGAAGGCCAGAGGUGAUGUCCGUGCUGUUUCCUUAUGGCCUGGCCGUAUUUAAGAGCACACACGCUAGGAGGGGCCCUACAGUUCCUAUACUAACUACUGAUUCGUUGCACAUUGGCCAAAAACUCUGACUCUUUUACUGUAGCAAACAGCAUCUCAGCCUUCAUUUUCUCUUUCUGGCAUAGGAAGAGCACAACUCCCUAAAUGUUGGGGUCUUUCAUGUUCUCCCUCCUUCGCCAGUGAGCCUGAGGUCAACAUUCAGCCCUUGGAGAUUCGGUGGCAUUCAUGGUACAUGCGGCUUUAUGCCUCGGGAAUGAAUCGUGAAUUUCUUGCUAUAAUUUCCAAUUUCCCUGAUGUAUAGGGUGUCUUAGUUUUCUCAAACUUCACUUGCUGAGAUUAAAAAAAAAAAAAUCUACAUUGCAGCUUCUAACAGCAUCUGUGUUGAAGUGUGAGCACCUCACAUAGAGACGCAGGGCUGUUCUGGAAGCCCAGUGGGUGAGGGACCGCUGCUUCCUGCCCUUUGCUGGAAGAGAAGCAGCCCCGGGACCGAGUUCCCAGUGCCUUCUGCUCAGAGGCAGGUUAUCUGGGGAUUGCAGUCUAUCCUGGCUGUGAAUCCAAAGGCAGAGGUCCUCAAUACGUAUUUGUUGAAUGAAUGAAUGAGUAACUUGAGGUCAGCCUUAAAAGAGAAGAAUUUCUAUGUCUGCCUUAGAUAACCUAGGCGGUCUCUCACCUUCAGAAACCAAGUUGGUUUGAAGUUGACCAGACCUUCCAGAAGGGGUGGUGUAAACACCGGAAGAGGAGUGCAGCUUGGUGCCUGGGCUGAGAGCUGACCGUCUCUCAUUCAGAAGUCAAUGUGUUACCAGGAGCUUCAGACCCAGGAAAGUGGGGAGAAGGGUAAAUGGAUGUCCAAGGUAGGCUCCCCUAUUGUGGUGCUGAGGGGGGGUGUGAUUUCCCACUUGUAUACCAACGUUUUCAGCUCAAGCAGGAGACUCCCCUUUUUUUUGUCUGAAAUACACCAAAUACAUCCCAAGGUUGGCACUACUAACCAUCUCUAUAAUUAAGAGCUCAUUCUUGUCCCUACGAGCUAAAAUGUAGGGCCUAGGAGCCUUUCCAUGGGUACAGUCCCCAAGUUUUCUGUUACUUGCGCAAGUGCCACCCAAAUUUCUGUCUUUUCCCAACGAUGUAAAGACAUCUGCUGUCCACCUACUUACUGCCACCAGGAGCUCCUAGCCAGGAUGGUGUGUGUUCCCGGGGCCGUCAGCUUUCUUUGCCAAGUCCUCUGUCCACUCCCUUUUUAUUCCAUCUAGUCAAGUGGGCCCUUCCUAGGUGCUAGACUCCUAAUCACAGGCAAAGGCGCACAAAGAAAGAAUGGUAACAUUUUAAAGAUAUCUAUAUAGAUGUUUCCUUUCUUUUGCUGAAACGGUAUGAAUGGCUGUGCAUGACCCCACAUUUGGCAUAGUUGAUUUAUAUUUAAAGGAAAAUAAAAUUCUCAUCUCUCCCUAGUCCAUGGAGGGUCUGUGAGCUUGACUUUGCAUUCUGCGCUAGCUGUUAAAUCUUAUUCUAGCCCAGACAUUCCAGUUGGACCUACAGUUUAAUACUCUUCCAUAAUAUUUAGCCCCAGUUCCUGCAGCUAUUAGAGAAAGCCAAAAUUGUCUAAUUCUGCUGAAACUCCACUGCUCAGAGCCACUGAAUACAGCAGGACAGUGGGACAAGGGGGUACAGAAGGGAGUGUCCCCAGUCCUAGAGACGUGCUAUACAGCAUUGCACCUGUAGUCCACAGUGCCAUAUUGUGCACUUAAACGUUUGCUGAGAGGACAGAUCUCAUGCUAAGUGUUUUCACUAUAGUAAAAAAAAACUGUGGGGCACCUGGGUAGCUCAGUCAGUUAAGCGGGUGACUCUUGAUUUCGGCUCAGGUCCUGAUCUCAGGGUUGUGAGAUCGAGCCCCGUGUCAGGCUCUGCACUGAGUGCAGAGUCUGCUUGAGAUUCUCUCUCCUUCCCCCUCUGCCCCUCCCCCUCUAGCACAUGCUCUGUCUCUCUCUCUCAAAUAAAUAAAUAAAUCUUUUUUAUAAAAUGCUAUGGAUAAUGGGUUGUGAUGGGAUAGUGCCUGGAAGGGAGUGUGCGUGAGGUUCAUGUUCUCUUCCAUGAUCCAGGUGCCCAUUAGGCAGAUGUGCUCAGUUUGAGAAAAUUUGUUGAGCUGAUGGAUGCACUUCUCUGUAUGUAUGUUAUAAAAAAUUUUAAAAUAAAAUGAGUAAUUUCUCUCUCUAAAGAAAAGACACUAUGUCAUGUACACUUAGUGACUCAGUCAAUCACACCAAAUAAUAAUGAAAGCUGGGGUACCUGGGUGGCUAGUCAGUGAAGUGUCCAACUCUUGAUUUUGGCUCAGGUCAUAAUCUCAGGGUUGUGAGAUCAAGCACCAGUCGGACAUUGCGCUCAGCGUGGAGUCUGCUUAGGAUUCUUUCCCUCUUCUUCUGCUCUGCCUUCCUCCCCCACCUGCACGCGCUCACACUCUCUCUCAAAAAAAAAAAAAAAUGAAAAUAAGAACAAUAGCCAUUAACUGGACAGCAUGUGCUUCGAAUGUGAUACAAUCUUUAAUCAAAACAACAACUCUGUUAUUACAGUACUUCAGUGUUUUUGGUGAGGAACUGAAGCAUAGACAGACCUUGUAUUUUUAACAUUUCCAAGGUAACAUAGCUAGUCAGUGGUGGAACUUGGAUUUGGUCUGGGAUGCUGAGUUCAAAAUCCGGCCUGUAAACCACUAUGCUGCCGUGCAGUGAACUCUUAGCCUUACCAGUUGCCCCCUACACCAUUGCCACGAAGACUAACUGAGACACAGGUUCUGAGUUAGAAAUACUGGCAUAUUGGGGUGCCUGGGUGGCUCAGUUGGUUAAGCCACUGCCUUCGGCUCAGGUCAUGAUCCUGGAGUCCCAGGAUCGAGUCCCGCAUCGGGCUCCCUGCUCGGCGGGGAGCCUGCUUCUCCCUCUGACCCUCCCCCUUCUCAUGCUCUCUCUAUCUCAUUCUCUCUCUCAAAUAAAAAUCUUUAAAAAAAAAAAAAAGAAAUACUGGCAUAUUUUUGGUAGAAAAAAAAUUCAAGAAACUAUAAAUUAUGAAGAAAAAUGCUACGAUGUCCCACACACAAUAAUUUUGUCUGGUACCAAACACAGAACUCUGGGAUGUCCCGUUGUUGAUACAAUGCCAUAGAAUAGGAGAAAAUUGAUAAAAUGAAGAGGGCAAUUUAAACAUGAUUAUUCAGUCGCCAAGCCAAAUAGCCAGGAAAUAUAAUGUUUUGCAAUAUAUACCUAUACACAAACCACCCAAAGUGAGGGAUCUGUCUUUCUGACUGUCCUAUAAACACACAGGACAGACAAGAUUAGUCCCAGAAAGAGGAAAGCCCUUUGUGGACACCACUGCCAAAGAACGUGUGAGAUACUGGGGAAUCCAGAGCCGUAUAUGACCUUUGACAGUGGGGAAGAUGGGGUCUGGAGAACAAAAGGGAAUCUUUCCGUUGGAAUGUUACCCAUCAACAGAAGUUCAGAGGCAGGGAUGCCUGGGUGGCUCAUUUGGUCACACAUCUGCCUUUGGCUCAGGUCGUGAUCCCAGGGUCCUGGGAUCGAGUCCUGCAUUGGGCUCCUUGCUCAUCAGGGAGCCUGCUUCUCCCACUCCCCCUGCUUGUGCACUUGCUUUCUCUCUCUGACAAAUAAAUAAAAUCUUUAUCCAGAGGCAGAAAUAACCAGGACAUAUUCAGGGCACCAUCCAAACACCAAACAGCAAAUCUAUUGGCGAGUAGUUGAACAGGUGGCUGGGGAGGAUUAUGAAGAGCUAUGAAUGCCUGGAGGAGGCUGGGAGAAUUUGAAGGGGCAGACAGGGCAAAGUCUGUGUAAAUUAUGAAAUAAUAGAGGACAUGAGGGUGGAACAUGGGGGGAGAGGAGACCAUGAGGAGACAGGGAGGUGGCUGAUGAGGGCCUGGAAUAGCAAGGGAGCUGUCCAGAAAACAAGAGAAAGAUUUUUAUUAACUUGGCAGGACUCAGUGACAAAUUAGGUGUAAGGGACCGAGAAAACAGUCUCUAACUACUGCUUAUCCAGAAGUGUUUCAAAAAUGAACUUGGAUAGGGAGGCGGUUUACCUGGGUUGAACCACAGAGGGGGAGCAGAGAAGGGGGACGAGGAGGAGGAGGGCUGAUGUACUAUGUGAUGGAAUGGCACGCCAGCCUGAGAACAGGAAAGACGGGGCCCUGACACCAACUAAUUUUGGGAUCACAUCACCUGCUUUCUCAUUUCUAAAACUAGGAAUUUCAUCCAGAAAACAUUUAUUGAGCACUUACCCUGUGCCAGGCAGUAAGCAAUUGUCGUCUGUUUCCCAUGUGGGUGGGCCAGUGGUGUGCCCUAUCCAGGGUAGGGUCCAGCCUUGGUUCUAGCAACCCAAGUAUGGCCAGUUCCUAUAGUAAAUCCUAGCUUUUGCUUCCCUCUAGUGGCCACCUUGCACCACUGAGAACUUUGCUUUUGCCCUUUGGUUCCUAGAGAGGAACCUGAGUGGAAAGUUAAGAGGUCUUUAAGACGGAGCCGAGUCAGAGAUAAUGCACACGGUCAAGGGAACAGUUAGCAAGCAGAGUCCAAAGGGCACAUUCUGAUAGUUGGCAACCACACGGGAAGGUGGUGGUAAGAAAGACCCAGUGUCGUGAACCAGACAUGAGACGGGGGUGCCCGUCAGUCCCAGAGAAAAUGAGCCAAGGGCAGCAGACAGCAGAAAAUCCUGUUAGGACUCACUCAGUAAAUGGGUGAACCUGGACAAGGAAGAAGUGCGGGUCGCAGAUAAAGGCCCUUCUUCACACUGACACGGCAAGGAUAGGAUCGGGGAUAAGGGAAAGUCUGUAAUUCACUGGGGACAAAAGCUUGACAACUUUCAAGGAAGACACUGUGAAGACUCUGGGAACCCCUGCAUUUGCGUCUGCUCCCCUCCUCCUUGCUGGGCACGUGUUCUGGAUCAUUCACCUGGACAGCCGCCGUCUCCUCCAGUCCCCACUGCCAGGGUGGAACCCCACGGUUGGGGAUGGCCAGGACGUGGUGAGGCUGAGCAGGCUGGCAUAGGACAGGGCAGACGCUCCGGGCUCUCACCGGCUGGUGGGUUAGCAGGGGAGUAGUUCUCACCAAGUCUCACAGCCCCGGGCGGGUGACAGAGCUUGUAACAUAAACAGCUCUGAGGCCAGACAGCCACGGCAGUACCCAGUGGAGCAGUCUGGUGAGUCGGCAAUGGGAAGAGCAGAUCACUUUCUGAGGGACCCCCGCCUCAUCCCCGGGGCCAGCACCCCACGCUUCCCCUGUUGUCAUGCUUGGGGUGUUUGUAUGAUGUUCCCCAACGGGACAGUAAGCUUGGUGAGGGCAGGGCCGUCACCACUGUCUGCUUCAGCCCUCUCUGCCCUGUGCACAGCUCAGGGGCUGGCUGGUGAGUAAGCAAGUAAGUACAUGGGUGACGUAACUGGGUUAUUAAGACUUGAGGUCCUGCCUUUGUGAUUUGCUGCUGUGUGUUCCUGAGCAAGAUAGUUCACCUCUCUGAGCCUUGCUUUCCUCUUCUGUAAAAUCAGAUUAUAAAAUGGGGUCUGUGAGGAUCAGGCUGAUGUCUGUGAGUCUUGUAAAGGGUCAUACAAGUGUGCAUCAUUAUCUUAUUCUGCUUGAAAAUGGGAAAUUAACCAGAUGUCCACUGGCAUCUCUUUGGGCCUGGGAGACAGUGACUAUGGGUGUUCGCUUUCUGAGUCAAAGCAUUUAGAAUGGGCUGCUCCUGUAUGUGCAGUUGAAUUCACCCCCAGCUGCCAGCAGCCAGCUGGCCCCUUUUCUGAGACAGGUUCCCCUCCCGGGCACUCAGCAGCACACCCUUGAACUUCACCUGUGCCCUCUUUCCAAUUCUGGUCCCUGCCGACUGUGCUCAGAUGACAGAACAAUAAUCAGGCUGACUGGUAUUCUCUGGUCAACCAGGGGGUGGUAUGGCCUCCCUCCAGGGAUGGUUUUGCCAAUUUUCUAUAUGCGAGUGGAUAUCUCAAACCCCGCCCCACCCCCCAUCACCUCAGUAUAAACAUGUUAUGCACCUGGUCUGGCAAAUAGUUCCAAGAAAUCCUUCCCAGCCUGAUGUGGUCUCUUGUUUCUCUGGAAGCCCUAGUGUGGGAAAGAAGGGACGUUCAUAUCCAUGGCCCUACAAAGGGAAAUUAUAGCCUAAAUUGUACCCUAAACCUUUUAACCCUGGGCUUGGUCCUAUAUGGUUGCUUUUAUUUAUUUUUUCCAGUCUGCCAGUUUCUCCCAAUAUGUGUCCCUAAGGCUAGCUUAGGAAUGGAUUUCUGUACCCUAGGCACACAGUAUUGGCGCAGGAAACACGCCCUGGGUAUGUGCCAAGUUAGGAUGACUGGAUAAACAAUAGAUAACAUUUAUUGAGCAUGUGAUGCAUGUCAGGGUUUACCUGUGUGAAGUCACGGAAUCCUUGCAAUGAUUCAUGUUUUCUCUAUCUUAUAGAUAAGGAAGAUUAGCCAAAGAGAGGCUAACUAACUUGCUUGAGCUUAUACAGACAGAAACAGUGGAGACAGAUUCAAACCUAGCAGUCUGACUCCAGACCCCAUGACCCACAGAAUGGAAAAUGGUGACCCACAUCUGAAUACCUGAGGUUGCAUGACAUGGUACACUUCUUUGAAGUCCUGUCUGGUCUUUGGCCAGAUGGCCCCUGGAGCUCAACUUUUCAGUGUUGCCCAACUGCACAGAGGACAAUUGUGAGAAUGCCUGAGGGCAGCCCACGGCUUCUUCCCUCUCUAUACUUGCAGAGAAGCUCUUUGUACUCCAGGCUUCUCCCAGCCACCUCUCUCCACCCUCUGCUGUACAUCACCAUGUGUUUUCAGCCCCAGUCCCGUGGGCUCUUUCCUCUUUCUCAAGCUCUGGUGUGUGUUGCAGGAAAGUGCCCAGGUACCUACAAGUAGGACAUCAGUAAAGGCAGCCUCAGGGAAGCACAAAGGAGCCGGGAGACACACCCCCACCCCACCUAGUCAGAACCCUUAUCUCCAUACAAGGGAUCAAGGUUGCAGAGGCCUCCGCUUAUUGGCCGGCUGUGCAUCCUCCCAGCUGUGUCUGCUGAUCGCUUGUGCCUGGCCUCCAUGCUCUCGGAAGCCUGGACAGGGAGUACAGAGAUAAGGAGCAGACAGAAUUCGCAGUUUUCAUUUCCUCCCUCCCUCGCCGGGGAGCUCGAACCCUCCAACCAGCAUUCAAUAAAUUCUUGUUGGAUGAAUAAGUAAAUAAACAUUAAGUUAAGCCGAAUCUGAGACCCUGUAACUUCCACUCCUGGUGUUCAUUAUGCCCCGAGCAAAUCCAGUUCCUCCUCUGGGUGGAUGGCGCCUGUCUGCUAGGAGCCUAGGCAUAGUAUCCAUGAGCUCUGUCCUUGUUCCUACCAAACUGUGCUCUGUGUUUGUCUCUCACUUGGAUGAACACAUUGAAGUAUAAAUUUCAGGUUUGCAGAUGCCACAAAACUGGAAGGAAUCACUAAUCUGAUAGAUGAGAGAGUCAAGAACACUACGCUUUAGCUAGAAAUUUGAAGUUAACACAGAUAAAUAGAAAAUUCUCUGAGUUAAAGCCUCAAGUAGAGAAAGGGAAGAAGUUCGCUUGAGAAGACCCUGUGAGUCAGACUGGGGUCUUUAGGAGGCUGCAUGCUCAAUAGAAGCCAGCAAGUAAAAGACUCUCAGACCACAUGGAUGGAAGUACAGUGUCUCGGCCUAGAAGUGAGUGCUUGGCUUAGUCUGUGCUGGACACACUAGGUCUAAAGGAUUGGAUUCAGGUCUAGGUGUCCCUAUCAAGAGGGACAGUGACAUACUAAGUUCAUCCAGAAGAAUAUGAUGAAAAUAGUGGAAACCACACACUUGAGAGCCAUUUGAAGGAACGUGUGGAAAAGAGAAGACUUAAGGAAUUAUCCCUCUAGUCUUUACAUAUGUAGAGCUCCAUGGAAGAAAGGAAGAUUUCUUCUGUAUUACCGUAGAGGGCAACUAAGAACCGUGGAUGGAAAUUACAAAAACAAAGGAAAUGUUCUGAAUACCUCAGCUCUCCAUCAGGAGAGAAGAGUGUCAUAACACAGAGAGCUAGAUGUCCUGGAAAGGGUCCUGCCUUGAGUGGGAGAUUAGAGUAGAAGCUCACAGAGGUCCUGGGUGUCUAUGAUCUGUAAUCUUAGCUGCCUCUCCCAGCUUCGUGUUCUCUGCAGCUUUGUCAAGCUUUGGAUUUGAAAAUCCUCUUCCCACACUGACCCCAAUCCGUAAUCCGUGUAUCAAUACAUUCGGUGCAAGUGUGGACCUAGAGCCUUAUGACAUUAAGGGGGACAGCGAUCAUUAAUUUAGCAAAGUCUAGCGAGAAGUAUUCUGACCCCAGAAUUUGAAAACCCAAGUCUGGUCUUGGCUCUGCUAUAUUGGGGUCCUCGGUUUUUCUACUUAUGAGUUAAGAGCAUUGGAUAAUCCCUGGCUUAACUCAUUUACUUACCCACUAACACAUUCAUUCAUUUGACAAAUGUUUAUUGUCUACCAUCUUUCAAACACUAUCUUCCUUAGGUAAGUCCUUCCUCUUUGGGGGAUUAAUUUCCCUCUUCUGUCAAAUCAGGGGAUUGGGUUAGAUUGGGUUAGGUGAACCCCAAAGUCCCUUGCACCUCAGCUAGGCUGUGAACCCACCCUCAGUACCAUCACCUCACCACACAUUUCAUAGCUUUGACUAGAACAUUUUCACAUAAGGCCUGGACGAAUGCUUUGCUAAAUAAAAAAAAUCCAUCUGGGCGCCUGGGUGGCUCAGUCGUUAGGCGUCUGCCUUCGGCUCGGGUCAUGAUCCCAGGGUCCUGGGAUCGAGUCUCGCAUCGGGCUCCCUGCUCGGCAGGAAGUCUGCUUCUCCCUCUCCCACUCCCCCUGCUUGUGUUCCCUCUCUCGCUGCCUCUCUCUCUGUCAAAUAAAUAAAUAAAAUCUUAAAAAAAAAAAAAAGAAAAACCAUCUUGUGGUUCAGGCACUCCUCAAACCUGUCUACCUAUUAACUCCUUUUUUUAAAAAGGGAAUGAAGGGAUUAAUUUUAAUUUGUAUCUACUAAAGGUAUAUCACAUUAAGAGAAACAAAAAAAGAAAGAAAGAGGCUAAAAGAGAAAAAUCCAGAAGCCAACAUGCUAAUCCUAAUGGUUGCCACUCAGUGAAUGCUUCCUGAGGCAAAUCUCUGAGACUUGAACGUCUGAAAGAGGCCUUUCAUGUACUCUCAUCUUGACUGACACUUUGUUUGGACACAGAAUUCUAGGUUGGUAAUGAUUCCCACUCAGAAUUUUGAGGGAAUUGCUCCAUUUUCUUUAACGUUCCAAGGCUGUUGUUGAAAACUGCUGUCAUCGUGAUUCUUGAUUUUGUUGGAUUUAAUCUGACUUUUUUUUCCUCCUCUCUCUCUGAAAACUUUUAGAAUGCCCUCUUCACUGCCGAUAUGUCCUGACCCCAUGCUUUAGAGUGGGUCUUUUUAAAGUUCAUCACAGUAGACACUUGGAACAAUACGUCAGCUUGGCAGUUUGUGCCUUUCAGUCCUGGGAACUUUUCUUGACGAUUUAUUCCCUUUCAUUCUGUCUGUCUCAUACUUGUUGGAUCAAUUCUUUAAUUUUCUUACAUUUUUGCUCUUAUUUUCCUCUCUCACUGCUCUUGUCCUACUCUCUGGAAGAUGUCUCUGACUCUGUCUUCCGACCCAUGUAUGUAUGAGAUGUUUCAUUCCCACCAUAGUUGUGAUUUCUGAGAGCUCUUCCUCAUUCUGAAAUGUCCUCCGUCUCUGUAGCAGCUUGUCUGUUUUCCUGGAUAUAAAACCUUUCUUGCGUCUCUGAGGAUAUUACAGUGUUGCUGAAGUGUGGUUGUCCUGCCUGCCUGUUGUUUCCUCGGAGUGCCUGAUCCUUCUUCUUUGUUUAGUUUGGUCUCUGUCAGAGGGGCUAUUCUGCAAAGUCUGGGGAUCUUUGGCCGGAUCAGAUUCAUAUUUAUGAACGA